Molecule: messenger RNA, 60355 nt
Organism: Podarcis lilfordi (Lilford's wall lizard)
Lineage: Eukaryota; Metazoa; Chordata; Lepidosauria; Squamata; Lacertidae
Source: the annotation of a GenBank genome assembly
AUCUCCAGCUGAUCUUAAAACAACCUAGGUCAGCUCAGACAUAUUCAUUCAAAUGGGCUGAAAUACUGGAGAGCACUGUGGUUAUACAGGCCUCCCUUCUAACCAGCUACUGAAUUGACUGAAUCAAGGUCGCAACAGGUUCUGCCCUGAGCAGGUAGGUACAAAAUUUAUUUUACCACUGGCAAUCUUUUGUUGUGGUCAAACUAAGGGACCUGGGUUCAAAACUAUAAAAGGAUGGAAGACUGGCAAGGCCUCAAAAUAGCGUGUGAAGCCCCUAGGCCAAGCAGGUUUAUGUUUCAAGUGGGGAUAAAGGAAUAGGAGCUAAGAUGUAUUUAACAAUGAGAGAAAAAGGGAAGGAGCAAAAGGAACAACUCAGACACAACUUUUAUUGUAAAUCAGUAAACAAAAAUGGAGGAAAAUGGAGUCUAAUAAAUCAGUUAUCCACAGGUGAAUGAUCAUACUUUCAGGCCUAUCUUUUGUUACACAGUCCUAGGCUUCAAUACACGUGUAGGCCUCAGUCUCACUCUCUGGUUGUGGUGCUGUGACGUUUGCUUUUCCAAACGGAAAAGUUGUUGAGUUGUUUUUAGGGGGGCGGCCAAAGUAGUUGAGCAUUUUUUAAAAAAAGGGAAAUUGGCAUUUUGUUUGUUUUUGCAAAAUCACAAAUAAAUUGAGCAUUUUUUAAAAAAAGGAAAAUUGGCAAAAUCAACACUGCCAAAAUCUGAUGCCAUACAUCCAGGUUUUCCUGGUCAUUUAAUCAGUUUUGCACCCAGACACUGCUUUCGGAUCCAGUACUCCAAAUAUGUCCAGGAAAUUCCGGACAUAUGGCAACCCUAUCUUAGUCUCUUUCCUCUCCAAAAUCUUCAACUGAGCCACCCUCUCCAGAAUCACAAGAAACUCCUUCUGAAAUCUCAGAAAGAAAAUGUCCAGGCCUCACCCACUCAGCCUGUGAGGGAAGUUCCUGGUUCAGAGAGUGAGCAUGGAGCUUAAAAAGAGAGGAGGAAGGGCACGCUUUGCAAGAGUAGCGGUAAGACAAAUUGCUACUAACCCAGCUGGCUUUCUGAGAUCUUUGACAGAGAGAAUACGGGUGACAUAAAUCAAGAUAGACAUGCACCCAGUAAAAUCCUUGCUAGAUUUUGGGCUGAUAUCAUACCUAUCCCACACUACCUGUAUUUAGAGUCCAUGCAAAAGAGAGCCUUCAAAUGUCAGAGAAGAACCCAAAGUGAUUAUCAGAAGAAUAUUGUUACCAGGUUGGGAGAGGGAUGACCCCUCUAAUCCCAGGAUCCAUCAAGUGUUAAAAUCUAAUCAAGUUUUCCAAUUGCAGGAAAUAGCCAAUUAGUAGGAUGGGAGAGCUGAGAAAAAUGCCAAUAUAUUUCACUUCUAGCAACCAAUGCGCCUCUUUGGUUUGAGAUACUACAUGGGUAGAUGAGUCUAAAAAGUCUCGGACACAAAUUGUCACGGCCCUCUAGCAGCUAUGGUUGCCAUAUUUCAAAAAGUGAAAGUUGUUGCCAAAAUCUACUCUACUGACAUGGGUUGUUAUACAUCAGGAUUUCCCCAGACAUUUAAGCAAUUUCCGCCUGGAUGUUGUUACAUACGGCUAAAUCCUGUCUAUGUCCGGCAAAUUCCAGUCGUAUGGCAACCCUAGGCUAUGGUGGCUCAUUUACCAAUAGUAAUAGAUUUUGCAUUUUGUGUAUAUUCAGUUCUGACCAAACUAAGCCUCCUAAAGCAAAAUAUACAUCAGUAUAACGCCCCCCCCCCCCCGAAUAACAGAAUUGACCAAGGGUCAUCUGGUCUACCCCUGCCAAUAUGACUAUAAAAUCUGCAUCCCCCUCAUUCAAUUUAACAGGUGAUGGGGGAUUAAGGGGCUCUGUGCGAGAUGGCAAAUUGUUGGGGGUCCCUCCCUCAACAGAAAAGGCCAGAGUUGGGAGCAGAGUGGGCAGUGAUGUGACCUAGAAAGAAAGCAGCAAGCUGGAGCAACGUUUGAGAGCUACGUUUGAUUUCUUCUGUUUGAAUCCAGAGCUGCGGUAUGGGACUUUCUGGGGUGUUAAUGCUGUGAACCCCUCCACUGUAGACUUAGGUUGUAAAUAUAUCUAAAUAUACCAUCUAUCAUAAUGACACCACAGUCUCUGCUGGACCUCAUUCCCAAAACAAAACAGGAACUUACCGUAUUUUUGCACCAUAACACUCACUUUUUUCCUCCUAGAAGGUAAGGGGAAAUGUCUGUGCGUGUUAUGGAGGGAAUGCCUACGGGUGGCAUGCCUACGGAUUUUCCUCCUCUAAAAACUACGUGCGUGUUAUGGUCGGGUGCGUGUUAUAGAGCGAAAAAUACGGUACUCAAAGUGCCUGGAAGCCCCGGAAUCUUACACCACUUGGGAGUGGUAUGCAACAAUAUUUAGCUGCAGUGGAAGAUUCAAAGCAGUCAUGCACUGAAAUUGGAUUAGAAAAUCAGAAAUUGUUCCUGUGAUAAAGGGAUUAAGAAAACCUAUAUUUUGGACUUGUGAGGCCCUGGAACUGACUAAAUGCCUGGGACAAGUGGCAUUAAAAAUUAAGCCAGCAGUUAAUUGACAGGCAGACUUUGCAUUUGUCCAGGUUGUGGACCAGAGGAAGACACCAUACGAAAUAAACUGAAACCAUACCCCAAACCCCCAUCUAUAUUGCCAGACUAGUGUAAAUUCCACACAUCAACAUGUUUUUAAAAAGCCAGAAUACAUGAUUGAAAUGGAGAUCCAAUGAUUAUCACUGGCAAGCCAAAUGGGGAUGUGUGCAUAUGUGUUGAUUUGACCAAUUCGGGGAACUGAAGUAACACAUGAAGGCUAGAGGUAACAUUGCAUGAUUGUGGUUGGUUACUGAAAACGCUGUCACCUGCUCUACUUCUCCCAGAGGGAGGAACAAGAGCCACAAUAUAUGGGGACAGUAAGAUCCUCAGAACAGCAGGAGACAGUGCUACUGAUACGAGUUGCCACACAGGACACAUGUGAAAAUUAACUUGGUCCUCUGGUAUACAGAGUACAUCAAAGAACUCACAAAAGUUUAUUUAUUUUUAAAUUUAUAAUUAUUUUUUUCCUAGGUAAAUAUAAAAAAGAGAAAUUGUAAUAUGCCUUUUGUUAAUAUACGAUAGAAUGUGCUGUCCUCAAUGUUUGCUGUCUCAUUUAAGUUUGUAUUAUUUUGUAUUUAUUAUACAUAUAGCAGUGCCCACCUGGAUGUUCUGAAAUGCUGUAGAAGUUGUGAGCCCAACUCUUGGUAUGAUAUGCAAUUAGAAAGCUGUUGGAGUGGAAUGGGGUCAAAAUCUAAACAAAUACGAUUUGUGGCUAAAUGUGUGUAGAGGUGUGCACAUGGUUCAGGUUUUUGAUGGCAAUUUUAGUCUGAAAUUGCAUGACUAAUGUUGCAUGGCAGGCACAAGACAAUUUGUUGUCUGAUGCGAAAGACAAGAUUGAUUUCCCUUAUGCAUUUCUUGUAUAGAAAGAAGCUGACUGAUCUGGCAGUUGAAUCUUAAUCCAACACUGGCAGUGAGACAGUGUACCUGAGGUGGCUGUCUCACUUUGCCUAAAAUGGUAGGAAUGGCCCUGCUAAAGUGACAGUCAAUUCUAUUUGGAUUAGCAUUUAUAGCCUUGAGUGGAAAUGGUCUGCAGGUGCACGACAAACCAACUUUACUGAAGCAACAGUCGGCAUCUUUCCCAUGCCAGGAUGGGAAACUCUCUGAGAAACCCAUGUAUGCCACCUUGUGCUCCCUGAAUGAAAGGCAAGCUUUAAUUGUAAUAAAUAAAAUAUGCUAUGGCUCAAAGGAAAGUUAUGGCUUGAGAGCUUUCAGCAUUUAGAUAACUCAUAUUGAUAGGUAAUCUUGUCACUGAUAGGUAAUCUUGUCAGUUAAGAUAGCUAAACAAAUUAGCUCUUUUGUUGUGUCAUAAUCUGUUCCCUCGGGACCUUUUUUGGUUCCUCGCAGGUAAAGGGUCAGUGAAGACUUUUUUUUCAUUCUCCUGGUGCUUUUAAGGGAAAUCUGCUGUUGGUGCAUUGUUCCCACACCCUUUAAAACGCUUUUUAAAAAUAUCUUUGCGGCCUUAUCCUGGUGUGCUGUCUCAGGUGCGCAGGAACUGGAUUUUAUUAUACUGUAUUCGUAAAUUGAUUUCGCUGUCUACUUAACAUAUUAAUUAUUAUUACGGCUACUCCUACUAACUGUAAAACAGAACCGCUCUACCCUUAGCGUGUUUACUUUGAAGGGACUCCCGCUCCAUUCGACGGGUUUCCCCCUUAGCUUGCAUAUAGGACUGCAUUUCUGGGAUUUUUUAAUUUUAUUAUCACUGGAACAAGCCCACUUCAACCGAAGGGCGGCGAGGGGAUUUCGGCUCUGAGGAGAAUGCUGGUGUGUUGUGUGUGAGCUCGCCAUGGAAUCUUCUAUGGGGAGGGCUCUCUCUCCUUUUGCCCCUUCCGGCAGGAGUUCCUCACGGCGGCGGUUCUUCGCCAGCCCCGCGGCUCCCUCUCUUGACUCCAGGGGAAGCCAAUCUGCGUCCCUCUUGGAAAGGCAGGAGCAGGUGGAUCGACACAGCCGCUGGGAGACGUUUCUCCUCACAAAGGAGAGGGGAGGGGACGGAGUGCGCCUGCGCGCUCCACGCGGCCUCGCUCCUAGAGACGGCGGGGGGGGGGAGGAAACUCCGCAUUGAGUGUCAGGCCGGGUGAGGAAGGGAGUUCAAGGGGAGACACUCGGGAGUCGCUACCUACAGGCGGGAGCAACCCAAGCUAGAGCCGGGGCGGCUGGCUUUCUGCCCUUCCUCCUGCCUCUCUCGCCUUUCCAUCCCCCCCCCCCACCGCUUUCCCUCCCGGCUUCCCACGGAUACGAGCCAGCGAGCUGUGUGAGUAAUAGGCUCUUUCUUCAUCUCGGAAGGGUGCUCUUGGAUGGCGGGGAGGGAUGCCUUGCAUUAUAAUCCCUCCCCCCCUUGAUUUCCUCUCCCUCCCCCCUUUGAUUCCCCCCCUUCCCUUGUUCCUUCGCGGGUUCCCUUUAACUUCUUCCAGAUCUGCCUUCCCUGUGAGCUUCCUGGAGGCUUAAAGUUUUGGGACUCGGCGCUGCACGGAGCGAGCCCCCACAGCUGGCAAGGAGACAAAAGCGGGUGGGAGAGGCUGGGGGCGGACACAGAGGCAUCUUUUCCACCUGGGCACGACCACCAAGUGACCAGCUUUGUUUCCGUAGGGGAAUCUGUGAAGUCGGUGCACAGGGAUGGGGUAAUAGUAUGGGAUGUAGUAGGGAGAACUUGUGGAAAUAGGGAGUCAUCUAAGGUGACAGUCCUAUGCACGUUUAACUGCCGAUGAACUCAGCGGGACUUGCUUCCGAGGGUGCGGGUUUAGAAUUGGUCCGAAAGUCCUGGAGUUUCAGAGAUUAAAAUAUGUUACAGACAGGCUGGCAUGUGCGAACUGGUUUCUAGCUCUUUGGGAAGGCAGUGUGCAUGCUGCGUGCAUGGAACUUAUUGUGCAGGCUGCUGCAUGGCAGCGGCAGCUGUCUAGUUAAACGGAUUCCCUGCGCCUUCCCCUGCCUUUUAAUUUCGAUUUUUUUUAUCCCAGUAUGUAGCGGUGCCUUUAUAUUUUAGCACAAAGCACAGGCAAACGCUAACAAAGCCAAGCACGGAGCUUUAUAAAUGUUCCUCUUCCAGAUGGAGAUGCAGAUGGGCACUUUUUUCUGGCCAACCACACUGAUGCAUGUGGCUGUGUAGAUCAUUCUGUGCCCCAAGACUCCCUGUGUGAGGGUGUUUUGAGCAUGAAGAUAUGUGCAUGAAAUUGCACUUGCUUGCCGUUACUGUGUACCAGUGGCAUACAAAUAAUGCUUGUCUUGUAUGUUGAUAUUGGGAUGGCAUAUGUCUGUCAGAUAUGUAUUGAGAUUUUCUUUAUUUCCUGUGCCUAUUUUUUUCGUUGUCUUUCUGAGAGCCUCCUGUGAAACUCCAGUCCUUGUUAUCAGGAGCCCAAGGAAGCAAAAUGGAAGAGGUGCAGACAGUCUCUGAUGCCUUGCUAUUUGUAAUUGAAUAUUUAUUCCAGUAUAUUUAUUUUUAGCCAUGAAAAUAAAGGAGUUAGUAUGUUGACAUUUGCUAUUGCUUCGGGGUUAAUAAAAGGGGCUAUAGUGUCUGCAUAAGGACACUUAUAUGUUAUGCAUGUGAUUCUUUUAUAAAUAUCUCUUUUUACAAAGGGUAGGCUGGUGAGGUGGGGAAAGAAAUUGCUGAAAUGAACCUGAUUUUGCCUUCAUAUAUUUUUGAGGGAUAAUUUUUUGUUGCGUUGAUGCUGUAACUACUUCUCAUUUAUUAAAAUGAAUGUCAUAUCAAUAGGCUGUUACUGCUUUUGAUUGUAGUGGAGGGUAAGAAGAUUCCAGCCAUCCUGCUUUUAUUGUUCAGAGGAGAGUGCCUGAUAAUAGAGAUUGCUGUGUCCUUUUCUAGCCCCAGGGAGCAGCAGCUGGGAACUACUGCUGGGUGAAGCAGGACAAAAGCAGCAUACUGACCUUCUUUACUUGAUCUCUCUCUCUCUCUCUCUCUGCCUUACAGAUUGGCAGAUUUACCACCAGGAGUCUUUAAACUGGAGACAGAGAGAGGACAUCCUUCAAAUCCAUAUCCUGGUGGCCGAUGAUGCAGGCAUUCAAGGACUCUUUCCCAGAGCUGCUAGGCUUCUCUAAGAGCUCUGGCACUUCUUCACUGCUAAACGUGUCCAAUUAAUCCACGUGGGAAUGUGCUUGCAGAGGGGGAGAGGCCCAGUCCGAUCCGUUUAUAGCUCAGCUGCUGGCAGGGGGGAACAGGUCCUUAAGCAGUACUAAGAAGGAUGGAGCCACAAAAGAAUCUGCUGGGCACGUGCUCUGAUGCACUGAUUUGACAGUGUUGGAUUGUAGACUCCCUUAUUCCAGAGUGGCUGUGGCUGAUGUUGAAAGCCACAGUGCAUGCUUGCGUGCUCAUGGGAUGAAAAGACAGCAUUGAUUUUCAACGAGAUUAUGCAUCUGAUUGGAAAGUGGUAACUCUCAGUCCAAACUGGGCUUGUGAUCAGCAUGCUUUUGUCAGGGAUAACAAAGCAGCAGAAGCACCAGCGCCCAAAUUCUCUUGGGGGACAGCAGCCAGAAAAGGCAGAUGAGAGCUUCAGGUCCAAGAGCUUGCCGGUUCUGAAUGGAUCUGUUCCACCGAUUAACACCUCACAAAGUGCUCUCAUUACAGCCAAAAGGAACUUACAGAGCUUCCAGGGGGGUUCUGAUCAGAGAUGUGGCCUUGACCCUGACACAUUAGCACAUCGCAGCAAUGUUGCUGCUGCUGCUACUGCUUCUUCCAGGACUAUGUUCUCUUUUACAGCUUCCAGUUUUUCAAGAAUUGGGAGUUUUGCUGAAAGAACAGGCUGCAAUAACUCUGCCAGCAUUAGUAAAGGGGUUUCACCAGCUUCUACGCUGCUGGCAAUCCCAGGUAGAAAAUUUCUCAAUGUAGUAUUGAUAGAUUCUAGGUUCUUCUUGGUGUGCAUGUGCUUCCUGACUUUCAUCCAGUCCCUUAUGGUCUCUGGCUAUCUGAGCAGUGUUAUCACCACCAUUGAAAGGAGGUACAGUCUGAAAAGUUCUGAGUCUGGGCUGCUGGUCAGCUGUUUUGAUAUUGGCAGCCUGGUGGUAGUGGUUUUCAUCAGUUACUUUGGGGGACGAGGACGAAGGCCUCUCUGGCUUGCUGUCGGUGGAUUAUUUAUUGCACUUGGGGCUGCCAUGUUUUCUUUACCUCAUUUCAUCUCUCCACCAUAUCAGAUCCAGGAAUUGAACUCUUCUGUCUCUAAUGACGGCUUGUGCAUGACUGGCAAUAACUCCAAAGACCAUGCGGAGUCGCCAGAGUGUUUCAGGGAUUCAGGUGGAAAGGACCACUCACUCUAUGUAGCUUUAUUUAUUUGUGCCCAAAUUCUCAUUGGCAUGGGCUCCACACCCAUCUACACCUUGGGACCAACCUACUUGGAUGACAAUGUCAAGAAAGAAAACUCAUCACUCUACCUAGGUAAGAUGGCUGUGUGUAAAAACAGAUGUGUGUUGAAGGGGAUCACCUCCCACAUUAAAAAAAGCCCCAGAAGAUAGUCAGCAGUGGUAUUGGCUCUGCAUUUAAAUUCACUAGCAUUUAUGUAGUGUAAACGUUGCAUUUAAUGUUUCAUAAGAACUCAGACUUUGGCAGCUGUUACCAGCUCUUCUGAGAACUUUGCUUCAUUGGCUCAUGGUUUGUAUUUUCAUCCACAAUGAAGUAUCUUUUCAAGUAGUGAUUGGGAGAGAUUUAAUUAGGUACUUGAUUUUUCAGUUGAAAUCUGAGGUAUGUGAACAUGCUUCAGUUUCAGUGGGUUGGUUGGCUAGCACUUGUCUGUCUCGGAAGACAAUGGAAGAGUGUGCCUUUGUGGGUGAAGCCGAACCAUUGGAGAGUUAAAGCGCCUGCUGUGACUGUAGAGACCAAUACAUUAGAACAUGCUUGGUUGCACCUGGGGCAGAUGACGGUGUCCGGUUGUGCUGAUGCAGAUGUACCAAUGGUGUUUCUUCUUUACAUGUGAUUUUUAAAAAUAUAGGUCCAGAUUCAACAAACAUAGCACACUAGUGGAAGCCAGUGUAAGGCCCCCGUUAGCACACCAGGGCUUUCCCUUUCUGCCUCCCCCAAAGCCAUUCUGGAAGGUCAGUAGAACCCCCCAGAACAGCACGCAAGGGAAGAUAGAGGGAAUUGUUUCAUCUGACAAGCAGAAAUGUUUGCGCUGAUGGAUCGACUAGAAGAGAGUAACCUUGAAUUCUUCCCUCAGUGACCAGGUGUUACGGUGUCUCGAGUUUUGCUUUUUAUAAUGCCUGAUAAAUAGUUCAAUCCACUUAGGUUGGUGUUUUUCAACCUAAAUACACCCAUUAUUUUCAGCCAUCUUAGCGGAUGGUCAGGGAUGAAGGGAGUUGUAGUCCAACAAUAUCUAGGGACCCAACAUCCACAGGAAUGAUGUUGGGGCCCAGGAUACUAAAGAUUAUUGAAAGUAAUGAUGAUGAUGAAGUCCCAUUAUACAGUAUAUACCAAUUUCCAGCAGAAACAAGGGUGCCUUAGUGCCAUCAGCUCAGAGAGCUGAAAAUGGCUGGAGGUUACAGAAAAUAGUUAUUCUGUGCAUACAUGACAUUAUGCUUACAUACCUCAGCCAGCAUUUCACUAAAAAUAGACCUUUGGCUGUGUAAUGAUACAAAUGUACUUCCUAGGGAAAGUUAAUAAGAUACUUAAAUUUCAAAAACUACUUUUUUGACUGAAAAUCAGAUUGUAUCAGCAACAUUUGAAGGCUGACACAAGGCUGAAAUUCAUUCUCCAAACUGAAAACUAAAUCAGAGAUCAAGUGUUCAAAUUUAGAUUUUAUGACUUGGGUUUUUUGAUAUCUUAAUGCAGUAUUUUUCUUCUUAAAAUUAGGGAGUUGAUUAUUUCUCCUCGUAACUUGAUGUACUUUGAAUUCAUUUAAGUAUGCAUGGUGGAUUAUAUCGGUGAAAUCAUUUAUAAUUACCUGAAACUACAAUUUAGUUGUCCGUUUUUAACAGUACCACUAUGGUACUAAUGGAUGCAUGGGCAAUAUAUUUGCACGCUAAACCACUAAAUUUUCUUACUCUUUGUCAUACUGGGUCCUACAGACUCUACUGUGCUUGUAAUAGCUCACUCUACAAUUAACUGAUUUUAGUACAAGUUGAUGCUUCCAGGUUCUUCUGCUUAGUCUGAUUAGAGUUCACUUUUCUGUAAGUUAUAAAGUCAGUUCAAAAAUACUGGCAGCAGUUCAGUCUUUUCCAUGUUACAGCUAGGUUCCCUGAUUCUUUUGCCUAUUUUCAAAAAAAUAUCAUUGGUGAAGGUGGUAUGCCUUCAUAUUUUUUAAAAAGCUUAAGAAAGCAAAUCGUUUUAUGUAAUUUUAAAGAGAGCAGAAAUUCUUGAAGAGAUUGGCAAUGCAUGCAUAUUACAAUUUCUAAAAAAAAUGUUUGCACCAUGUCAAUUGGUCAUCCUGGCUGGGGCUGAUGUGCUGGAAUCCAACAACAUUUGAAGUGCCACCGGUACACCAUUCCUGGUCUAGUAGAACUAGUGGCCUUUUUCCUAGAAUGUAUUGGUUAAAUAUUAUAACAUUGUACUCUUGGGAGCUUCACAGAUAUGCUUCCCAUGAGAAGGAAAUUGAAUUUUGAAAUAUGAAAAGCUUAUGGUUAACAUCACUUCACUAUUUUCAGAGAAAAUUACACAAACUCAAUACUGUCCUGCAGUAUGUAACUCCCAUUGAUUCUUACUAGAUGUGCAUGGGGUGCACAAGAUUGCAGCCAUAGAGAAAAUUACCGGUACUAAAUUACAAUGCAAAAUCAGUGUUUUAAUGUGGAAAUAAUAUACAGUGGUACCUCGGGUUACAUAUGUUUCAGGUUACAUACGCUUCAGGUUACAGUCUCCACUAACCCAGAAAUAGUACCUCAGGUUAAGAACUUUGCUUCAGGAUGAGAACAGAAAUCGUGCUCUGGCGGCACGGCAGCAGCAGGAGGCCCCAUUAGCUAAAGUGGUGCUUCAGGUUAAGAACAGUUUCAGGUUAAGAAUGGACCUCCGGAACGAAUUAAGUACUUAACCCGCUGUACCACUGUAUAAAUGUUAUUGCCUCCCAACCACUGUUUAGUCAUUUUUGCUUUCCAGCAGUUGUUCCACAGGAGAAUAAAAUAAUAAUUGAUUUUAAGAGUGUUUACUGUUUUGGGAGAUGUUAUUAUUGAGCAUUUAAUAGUGCAGUCCGUGACAUAUCUACUUGGAAGUAGUGUGACUUAUUAGCUGGUAAGUGAGGCUAGGAUUGCAGCCUUAGGCAAUGAAACUACUUAUCUAUAAAGGGAAGUGUCACAGAUUUGUUGAUUAUGCUUGUUCUUCUUUAAGAAUGUUAACUGAAAGAGAAUCAGUAGACUGAAGCAAAAUCCUGAUAAGAUACAAGUGAUUUUGAUAGGAAAUACAGGCAUUUCCAGUUUUGCUAUUCUAGAUGGGUUCUUAUUUGCUGUAUUGGUGAAACCUUGUUGUCUUAGGUUGGUUCUAGACCCAGAUUACUACUAAAGAAACUCAGUUGUCGUGGGAAGAAUUUAUUUUGUCAGCUCUGCCCAAAGCACCAUAUGGUUUCCUUGAAAACAAGAAUUUUGUCACUGUAAUCCAGGGUGUCCAGAUGCAACAGAAGAAAGGGGUCUGCACUUUCAAUAAAUUCACAGAAGAGAAAAAUUCAGCAGGUGUAGCUGGACAUGCAAGCUGCACCUACUGAAAUCCCCUCUGCUGCAUAGCAAAGAUGGAGAAGCCCUGUUCUCUUUUGCGUCAGGACACCCUACUGUGAGCUGUGCUCAUAAAACACUCAGAAUUGAGUGCUCUACCAGGGACAGCCAUUUGAAGAUGCAGCUGGUGCAGAUUGCUGCAACCUGUCUUCUUCCAGAUGGCACUAAUAGCACAUAAAACCAGUACUGCAGCAAUAGCACUAAUGUUCAAGCCCAGAUCAAAUAUAUUGUUUGUAAUUGAUUAUUUUUAUGGAAAGGAAGGGUAGAAAAAUAAAUAAACCGGUCCUAACCUUCCACAGACUUGAGAACUGCAACUGUAUCAGCAAGUUCUCUUCCCCCACCCCAAUGAAUCUACUUCCUUGCUCGUUUGGAAGAAGCAUUGCUCAAAGCUCUGUGGGUUUUUUCACCACUAGGCAGUUGAUUCAGCAUGGUAGAAUGUGGCCCGUGCCAAAGUGUGUGUCCUAAGUACACUUUCCCAAUGGAUUUUCAAAACAAAUAGGUGGUUUGUUUAUUGCAUCCAGUUUCUUAGAGGUUUUCAGCAUAUUUGUUUCCUUUUAGGAAUUGCAAUGCUGCUCAUCAGUAAAAGCAUUUUAGAAUAGCAAUAUAAAAACGUUAUAAACAUUUAAUAGAAAUAAUCAAGACAAUAACAGAUCAAAAAGCAGCAUUAAAACGUUUCCAUCAAGUUUAGAAAUCCAUCCAAUUUGAACAGCUUGGGGAAAUAAAAAAUAAUUUACAUUAGUGUGAAUGCCAGGCAAGCCUGUGUAUGUGUGUGUGUGUGUGUGUGUGUGUGUGAGAGAGAGAGAGAGAGAGAGAGAGAAUUUCCUAAGCAGAAUACAGUACCACAACAGAGAAGCCCUUCUCUAGUUAUCUCCUGCCUCAUUACCUCGAAGAGGGCUUUGAAAGAUCUCUGUGCAUGGGCAGGUUGGUGUGGGAGAAGAUAACCAUUCACGUCCUAAGUUGGGUAGGACUUUAUGUACCAGCAGUCUGAAUUAUGCUUAGAAAUUGAUUUGGUAAGCACUUGUGAGAUGUAUUUCUAAUGACCAGUCCUUGUUUGUGGCUGCAUUUUGAGCUACCUGAAAUUUGUGACCAGUUUUUAAAGGCAGCCUGCAUUGAAGUAGCCUAGGCCAAAAUUUACCAGAGCAUGGACAGCCAUGAUCAAAUUACCUCUAAGAGGGCUGAUGUAUCUGCCUCAGCUAGUGAAAGGGUGUUCUGUGUGCCACUGAAACUAUGUGGGCUUCCAGCAACCAGGCUGGAUCAAUGAGAAUCCCCAGACUGUGAGCCUCAUUCUUCAGCAGAAAUGCAGUGCCCUUCAGAACAGGUUGAAUAUCACUUCCCUGGACAGAGAAAUCACCUAUUAUAAAGUACCUCCAUUUUGUCAGUACUGAUCUUUGUUCGCUUGGCCUAUAUCCAGUCCAUUACUGAUUCCAAGCAUUGAUUCAGCACUUUAAUUGCCUCACCUGAAUCAGAUGUAACAGAAUGGUAGAAAGGAAUGGUAGAACUGAAUUUAAUAUGUGUAUUGAUGAUACAAAACUGGAAAACAGUGGGUGUUCUCAUUCAGUGGUUUCAUGUAGCUAUUAAAUAUCCUAAGAGACAAGAUGGAAUCCUAUUGGAGUCUCACAGUACCACCUUCUGGAAUUGGCUUUUUGGAUAUGAGUGGGAUCGCCAUGCUUCUAGCUCCAAGUCCGGAGAGCCUGGCAAAAAACACACAAAAAAAACUCCAAACCACCCACCUGGAUGAUCAAUGCAGUUUCUGUGCAGAAACUGAGCCUAAAACCAGAUUGAAACGCAUCCUCUGGUUCACAUAUUAAGUCAACAUUUGGCUUAGCGUGAACAAGGAAGCCCAUCUGGAAAAUCAUGACUGCUUUGCUCUCAUGCCCUUGCUGCUGCUGUUCUACUGAGAACUAGGCCAUAGUUUGGUUUAGCGUUACAUACUAAUCCAGGUUUGUGGUUUCUCUUGCUCCAAACAAUGACCUAUAACCUAGGUUUGAUCUUGGCUGGCCACUCAUGGUUUGUUUGAAAUUACUUGUUAAAUGAGAUUUUGUGUGGCAAUGUAAAGAAGGGAGCAGGGGGGGUUUACUGACAUUAAGUAGACGGGAGCAGAGCAGCUAUAGAAAAUGUACAAAGAAGAAGGAAGGUGACUUGGCUGCUAGAAAUAUAGACAGACUUGAAAGGAAACCCACUGAGGCCAUCAGUGCAACCCUAACCAUAUCCAGGGCUGAAACUAGGCUCUCUGUCACCCGGGUCAAAGACCCAAUUUGGCAGCCCACCCCACCGGAUGUGUGUUUGCAUACACACACACACCCUGAACACAUUUAUUCCUAAAGGACAAAAAAUAGGCAAUUUCAUUCAUUUUUUCAUCUUUCUGUCCGGCUGAAGCCCAGGCAUGCUGGGAGGCUGGGAGCCUAAUGGUGCCCCUCUGGAGGCUUCACCCAGGGCAGAAACCUUGGCAGAUCCCUCCUAGAUACAGCUCUGCCGUAUCUACUCAAAAGGAAGUCAUUUUGAAUUCAGUGGGUCUUAUUGCCAAAUAAGUGCAGUUAUGAUUGCAGCCUAAGCCAACUUCUGGUCCAGUGGUUUGGUGGCCACAGAAUCAUUAUAUGUGAUUGAGGCUGCAUGUGAUUGCAGUGCUUUUUGGAGCCAGAGGAUCUGGUGCUGGUAUUUCAUCAUGUGAUCUGAAAAACACAUUUGAGAAGCAGAUUAGCACCUUCCUAUAGCUAUCAAUCAAGCAGAAAUGUAUUUUUGAAAUUGAAUUGGCUUGAGUUCACCAAGUUGAGAAAGCAUAGUGUAAAACUGUUCACAAGAGAUGCUACACCUAGAGAACCAAGCCCAGCCCUUUUUUCCUCCUCUGGAGGAGCAUGCAAGGAAAUGUGAUCAUCCAGUCAGCCUCAUGGGCAUUUCCCUAGUAUCCAGUAAAGAUCAGAUUAAAAUAAAAUAAUGCACAACAACUUCUGAAACGUUGCUACUUCUCAGGCACUGAAAUCCAGCUUAAUAAAAAAAGAAAAAAGUAUUUCCGUAUUUCUCAGAGGUAUUGAGUUUGGUAACUCUCCAGAGAAAAGGAAUUCCACCUCUUUGUGGCAGUGUAAGAUCUAGAAACUUCACUAUUUGGAGAGUGUAAGGUCUGAAAUCCUGUAAAAUUCAGUGCUUGGAAUAUGUAUAUGAUUAAUCUUUAGGGCCUUGAAAUUUCAUAAUUAAGGACUAGGAUUUGUUAUCCCUUCUCUUCCCUCCAACCUUCCUCAUACUUGAAAAACACCUCUAUCUGGCAGAUUGAUUUCAACAGGCCUCAAAGUUGAAAGCUGCUCAGGCAGUUGGAACGUGAGAAUAAUCUCUGCUCUAAAUGGAUUAGUCAAAUGAGCAGAGGGCAGGUAAGGCAGCCAAGGGCACAUGAUAAAUGGCAUUCAUCACAUGGCUGUGCUGUUCAGUCACAUAGAUGUUCCCUUAUCUUAUAUGCCAUGCUGCCUUAUUUUUCAAAUUGCUAAGAGGUUGGUGGUAUCGGUACGGGUCCCAUCCUCUAACAUACAUGUGUGAGGGCAAAGCUGUAGGACUUGCAUGACCAAAAUUUAAGCUGCAAGUCAGAAAUACCCUCAAAAGUUACAUGGAUUAUGUGUCUGACUUUGUGGUCCUGUACCUGUAGGCAGAAAGAAAUAGACUUCCUGGCUGAUUCAAAAAUAAAAAUAUAACUCAGUUUUUUAAUGGGUUAGCACAGAGUUUUUGCAAUGUAUUUCUAGUGAAGACUUUUGCAUUUUGUACUUAAAUUGCAGAAUAUAAACUUACUUCUCUAGACCAUUUCCCCUGAACUUCCCAACUCCUUUUCUUUGAAAAAACAUGCUUUGAUACAUACAGUAGUCACUUGAAAGUUUUGCAUCACUGUAGACUUUGGUCCCCCAGAAUGCUUUAAGAGCUGCCUGUUACUACACAGUAGUAAUCCUGAUUUUACAAAACUCACCUUAUAUAGAUGUGGGAGCUAUUUUAUUUAUUUUCCAUGUUAAUCCAGCUCAGUGGGUUGAGUGGCAACGUCAUAUCCUCUUAAGUGCAGGCAUGCAAGCUCAAGCGGGACAGCUGUUUUGACAUUCCUGACUGGGUGUCUUGCUCUUAGAAAGUGCAUUUGAUGCUUAUACAUAAUCUCUUGGCUGUCUGCAUCCCAGUCCAUCUGUCAGGAUGGCGCUGUGCCAAUUUACAAGGUAAAGUGUCUUUUUUAGUCAGGGUAAGGUGCCAAGCAAUUAUACGUUUAGCAAGAUAAGCCUGCAAAGUCCUGUGGUUUUUGCAGUGGGCUUCCUUGUGGAUUGUAAAGACCGUGAAUGAGUCAAUCCCCUUAUUGCUUGACACAGUAGCAAUUUUAAAAAUGCCCCGAUAUAAGUAGCAUUAGUGAGAGAAGGAAUGCUUUGGACUUUAUUUACAGAAAAGAAUGGCACAAUUUAAAAUCUCAGAACUUCAAUUCCUGAUAAAUAAUGUAAUGUCUGAUGCAUGGAACUUGUUCACAGUCAGUUCUGACUACUUCAGUGAACUCUGAUCACAGAGAUAAGAUCUGUAUCUUCAAUAUGGAUAUUGUUCCAUUAGUGGAGAUUCAGAGAAUUGUUUAAAAUCACAUGGUACAGUUGUUGUGCUGCUGCUGAUAAGCAAGUCUAGCCCUGUUAAAUUGCCUGGAUGAGAGGCUGCCUGAGGACCGUAUAUGAGCCACAGUAACAGAGUAUACAUGUAAUAAAUAAGAAAGAUGUACCAAUAUAUCUCAUUCUGAUUGUAAGCCUUGUAGUGUCAAAUGUGCACUUGGUGCAGUGUGUCUGUUCUGCAGUUUAGAAGGAGAUACCAAAUCCUAUCAUAAAUGUGAUGAGCAUUAGGUAGUUGGAUCUGCAAGGCCACAAUUAAGCUGCAGAAAUAGCCCACAACCCUUUUCCUUUCCCCUUUCUCCUCUCCACUAUUCUUCUGGCUCCUCUUUUACACCCCCUGCAGAAUUUUAUUUUCCCCAGUAGGAAUUGAUGCUGUUGACUUACAUAAGAGAAAGUAAAUGAUCCACUUGGACUAUUAUUUGGGCUGGAAGUAAAUUUACAUCCUCUCUCCAAUGACCACAGGCAUGGAUAAUCAAGCCAACCUCUCUCUACCCAGCCUCUUGUUUGGUUCUGUUUUUUGAUUAUGCAAAGGUGUGGCAGAACGUUGGAAACUAACUAGCUCACUUUUAUUCUUUUGAGUUGCUUUUUAGGCCCAUUAAGUAGAAAUGUGGAUAAAGGUAUAUAAACACAUAAAUAAAAUUACUCCCACUUUUUUGAUGGGACUGAGGAGGAGUUAGGAACUUACUCAAGCCAUUAAUUGCUGAAGUUGGCACUGAAUUCAGGUUUCUCAGGUUAAGGAGACCCAAGUGCUCCAGUAUUCCAUGAAUGACGCCUAUGGGUUUUGUGUGUGCUUCUGAGUGAAGAUAGAUGUAGGCCAGAACUUUUAAAUGGGUGUGGAGGACCAGAUGGCUCCCUGCAUUGUGUAACUGGAGAGCUACUCUGGGCUGUGCAGUGGGGCAAUUGCACAUGCACACACACUGCUUUCGUGUAGCCCAUUUUGGGAGGUAUUUGAAUAAUACUGCACUGAGGGACCUGAGGAAGCUUUAAAAUGUUGGCAGUAGUACAGCCAAGGACUGGCUAGCAUUUAAUGGAUGUGUGCCCAGUACAUAGCAGUUCAAGGCCAUCAACAAUGUCAUCUGGCCCUGUUGGCUCCCUUAUGAAAACAGUAAUUUUAGGGUUUGACAGUGAUGAAAAGGCAAGCAGGACAUCUGUGAGGAAAUGAGUAUAUUGGGAGCUUUUGGCCUCCAGUUCCAGCCUGACUGGAAUAAACAGCAAGGUGGGAAUGCAUAGAAUAAGAUGAUGAAUCUUAUUCCAAAAAUGGAAACAUUUUCAUGUUGUAUUUUUGCCUGCAAAUAAAAUAUGCUAGCUUGGGGAAGGGCUGGAACUCACUGGCAGAGCACAGACUUUGUGAGCAAAUGGCCACAGGUUAAAUCCUUGGUGUUUCCAAGUAGGGUUUAGAGAGACUCCUAUCUGAAACCCUGGAGAGCCAUUGCCAGUUUGUGUUGACAAAAUAGUCUGUCUUGGUAUAAUACAGCUUAGUAUGUUUUUAUAAUGGUGGAAGUACUCAGACAUGUGGUUCCCUACUGGCAGUCCGAAGUGAUACAGAUUGAGAAGGGCUGUGCCACGCAUUGCUUCUGCCUGGUUGAGAUGGAUUGUCCAACGGGCUUAGCAAGAAGGGUGGUUAUUUUAAGAAACUGAUACUUGGUAACUGAGCUAUGGGAUAUUACCACCCUUUAAAAACUGAAACGACAUAUUCAUUUGCCUGCUAAUCAAGUAAAGUAUUUAUAUAUUCCUUGGUUUGAUACAGGAUGGUUCAGUUGAUUAGCCAUUUGACGAUCUCUUUUUGGCCAGCCAAAUACUGGUUAAAUAUUUUCAAAGCAUCAGCUUUAUUCAAGUAACAUUUUUCUGUCAACAUUUUUGUUGUUGGAACAAAUAUACCUUAAUCAUCAACAGCUCUCAUAUGUGACUUACAGAAACAAGUCAGUUAACUGUUAUGAAAAGAUAAAAUUCAUUUUUAAAUUGUAAUGAAUCAUAACUUUUUACAAUGUUAUGUAAGUAAAUGUGAAUGAUUCACAGAAGAGUUCUUAUUUUUGACUUUAUCCUGGAAUACUAAGGUAAUUUUGUAUAGAAAGAGAUGCAUACAGAAAUUUUAAAAACAAGUCAGAACUGGAAGUUUCCAUAAAUUUUAGGAUGCGUUAUGUAUCAUGGUGGUGAUAGUAAAAAAUAGUAGAAUAGAUUCCAAGUACAAUGUACAACUUGAUGUUUUAGCAUCACUGAUAUGAAAAUUAUUAUUAUUUAUUAAAUUUGUAUACUGCCCUUCAUCCAAAGAUCACAGGGCAGUUCACAACAUAAAAAUACAAAAUGUGAGCACAGCAUACAUAAUGUGACUGAAGGAACAGAUGGUGGCUAUGGUGUCACAGUCUGGUGUUCUAUGUCAGCUGUCAUCUAUUGCAUGGUUUGCACUGAUUUGUCUUAUGCAUGCUGCCAAGCUAAUCCUCUCUGUGAGGCAAGCAGCAACAGAGCACAAAUAAGUGCUAAGAGUUCAGAGUUCUUUUUUUAAAAGAGAAUGGAAAUGUUACAUAUUUAUUUUAAAGUAUUUCUGCUGCUUCAAAAUUUGCUUCAAAAUUGAUUGCAAGGUUGCAAAAAUUAGAACAAAAGAUAAAAUAUGAAGUGCAACAUACUAAUAUAGACCAUAAAUAAAAAUACAUAUUAGAAUACUUCAUAUUUUAUACAUCAUCUGUGGCAUUUUCUCUCACAGAUUAUCACUUCUUAAACUUAAUAACUUAUUUCUCUCUUUAAUUGGAGCUCUUCAAGUAUCACUGCAUUUUUUGUAUCCCUAAUGGCUCAUAAUGAUUGUGAACUGGAGGCAAUAGCUUUUGCAAAGCACCCUUAGAAUUUCAGUUCCAAUGGUCUUGUAGAAAACCAACACAGAGUCUUGUAGCACUUUACACUUUAAAGACUUACAUUUGGAAGGCUGUUUUGAAAUGUGGGAUAAAAAUAAUUUAAAUAAGGAUGUUUCCAGAAAAUAAUAAUAAUUGUUGUGGUUGAUGUUAAUGCUAGUACAAUUUUUUGGCCGUUGAACAUGAUCUACUUCCUAUGUGUCAACAAAAAUAAGUUUCUGCUAACUCAUGUCCUCAGGGAAAGGCAGAGAAGAAGCCUCAAGAACGAUGCUUAAUCAUAUUAUACCAGUUUUGCAUCAGCAGCAGUUUUUUUGGGGGGGGUCAGUGUAAAGUGCUAGUUCUACUCUUUAUGCCCUAUAUGAUUUGGGGUAGAUUAUUUGAAGGACUUCAUUCGCAAGGGAUGUGGGACCUUUGGUCCUCCAGAAGUUGUUGGACUACAACUCCCUUCAUCUCUGAUCAUUAGCCUUCCUGGCUGGGGUUGAUGGAAGCCGGAGUCUGACAACAUCUGAAGGGGCACAGGUUCCCCAUCUCUAGCCUGCAACCACAAGGGUCUGCCUUUGGCCCUAAUAAGGUGGCCUGAAUAACAUGCAAAUUGAGGUUUGGUACAACACUUACCCAAACAGCUGUAAUUAAGUGGUAUCCAAAUUGUUGAAAUAAAAAUAGGCAAGUAAAUAAAUAAUAAAGCUCACAUUUGCUUAUGCAGGUCUGUAGCAUCCCACUAUUUAAAAAUGUUGCUUCCAGAUUCCUGACACAAGUAGUGGUGUAAUCAUUGGGAAUUUCAGUGGACUUAGAAGUGUAAUCCGAGGAACAAUGAAGGAAUAUAAGAAGCUGUUCUUUGAGGCCCCUUCUGACUAUAAUUCUGUGAUAGGAAUAGCUUUGCAGGCCAUUUUAAUUAAUAGACUGCUUUAGCGGUUGCUGAAGAUAUGUAAAAAUGUACAUUAGGCAAUUUUAAAGUGUGAAUAUAGAGGGGAAAUGUCUGGUUUCUUCUAUCAGGCAUGUACAAUAAUAUUCUGCCGCAGUACUUUGAUCUCCUCUGUCAUCCAUUUAUGUAAAAGAGAACAUCAAAGUUAAAAUAGAAUUUUGCCUUUAACAAUUUCUUCAGUUCAGCAGAUGGUGACUUUAAUUAACCCGAUUCACCAAAAACAGAAUGCAGCACGUUAUGCAUCUUUCCAGCUCAAAAUAUCUCAAAGGCAUUUUGCAGAAGUAAUGAGCAAAAUAUUGGCAAUGCAAAGUUUGCAAAUGUAGCAGACAUAAUUAGUUCAGCAACAUUUUACACAGACUUGCGUAGUUGAAUCUGAUUUUGUAAAAGGGUAUGCCAGUCUAGCGUACCAUGCAUAAGCUGAUCAUGCUAAGAGUGUAAGUGAUUGGUGAAGUGGAGAUGAACAAUAAAUAAGCCAUAGACUUAGGCUCAGCUUCCACCUUCAACGGAAGUAGUAGUUUGAUUUUUAAUAGGGCCAUAGGAAGCUGCCUUAUACCAAGUCAGACCAUUGGUCAAUCCAGCUAAGUACUAUCUACUUACUGGCAGUGGCUCUCCAGGUUUGCCUCAGUGUGAGACAAGUUAAUGGGUCUGAGAAUACAGUCAGAUGGAAACAAUUCGUAGAAACCUGGUCCUUGACAUAUAAAAGGGAUACCUAGGUGUUCAAAAGUGUUCUAAAUGGAUUAUGUUCUUCAUGUAUGUGACCCCUGUAUGCGGCCCCAAUUGGCAUAUCCUGUAGUUUUCUUUUCCAUCUAAUCUCUUUGAAUUGCAUGGUUUCUCUUUUACUUCAGGCAAGCACAACUUGAUAGUAUCUUUGAAGUAUUAAAUAACAACAACAGCAAUACCAUUUCCAGAUGUCCACGAGCUGUUCAGCCUAGACCUGCUGGAAAAAUGUUUCUUAGAGCUGUGCAUACUGAUAAAUCCCACUAUGUUCAGUGAUGCUUGCUCCCUAGUAAGUCAUUUUAGGAUUGCUGCCAAAGUAUGAUUUAAGUGGUUGAGGAUGUUACUAACUUCGAUUUGUCUGUUUUUGGUAGCAGUUACUAAUACCUGGUGCAGUGGAUGGUUUGUUUGGAUCCCUGGGAGGGCAAGCAUGCUAGUGUCAAUCUUCCCAUCACAAUGUACAGUGGUACCUUGGGUUAAGUACUUAAUUCGUUCCGGAGGUCCGUUCUUAACCUGAAACUGUUCUUAACCUGAAACAGCACUUUAGCUAAUGGGGCCUCCUGCUGCUGCCGUGCCACCGGAGCCCGAUUUCUGUUCUUAUCCUGAAGCAAAGUUCUUUACCUGAAGCACUAUUUCUGGGUUAGCAGAGUCUGUAACCUGAAGCGUAUGUAACCUGAAGCGUAUGUAACCUGAGGUACCACUGUACAAUAUUUAUUUAUUAGAAUUUGAUACUGCUCAUCAGCAAACUCCUGGGCAGUUUACAAAAAGUAUGAAUUGAUAAAAUGCAAAAUAAGAUCAAACCUCCAUUAGAAACAAUAGCAAUACAACUAGUGUAAAACCAUAAAAAGCAAAACCAGCUGCACUCCUGCAGAUAAUCUCAGUUAUUGAGCUGGGAUACAACUGGGCCAGAAGGCAGCUCCACAUAGAGUGCAUUGCAGUAAUCCAGCCUCAAGGAUGGAUUACACUGGUCAGGCUCUUCCUGUCAAGGGACACCCAUAGCUGGUGAACCAGGCAGAACUGGUCAGAGGCACUCCCAGCCACAGAGGACACUUGGGCAUUUAGUGUCAAAUAUAUAUCCAAAUGUGCCCCAAGCUACUCACCUGGUCCUUCAGAUGGAGUGUGACCCCAUCAGGAACAGGUAACUUGCUGAUCUUCCCAGGAUUAAAGCACAGUGUAUUGUUCCUAAUUCAGUUCAGCACUGCAUUCAGACACUGAUCCAGAUCUUUCACAGCCUCUCCUGAUUCAUAUGUUAUAGAGAAAUAAAGCUUUAUGCUGCCAGAGUACUGAUGACACCUUGCUCCAAAACGUCAAAUUUUAAUGGCAGCUAAGUGCAACUACCUUUGUCUGUAUCCAAUACUAUAUUUUGUUGCUCAGCAAGAUAAUGCUGAAACCUGAUUCAUUACUUUAAGUAUAUCUGAUAUUGCAUAGUAUUUUUUUUGUUAUAUUACUAAAUAUUAUUGAAAUUAUUUUUUUAUUAUAUGAAAGCAAUAUACCAACUAGUUCUAUGUAAAGAGGUUGAUGUUUACAUCUAAAAGCUGGGUAAAAUGUGUCAAGAUGUUCUGGCAUAAGCUGUUCUUAAUAUGUGAUGUUGAUGUUGUUUGAUUAUGCUUUCCGUGGACUAAUAGAGAUACCGAUUAAUGUUUUUUACAUGAGAGAAAACAAUUGUGUUGAUGCUGUGUCUAGCUAUGGAAGCUGAACACUAGUUGGUGUGAGUAGGUGCAGUCUUUGCUUUGUAGCUACACGGACAGCAGUACUGAUGGAACCAUAAAUUCAUCAGUAUUUUUAUGACUGGGAUACUCCCACGACCUAUCUCCAGUACCUAUCAUAGUCUUCUAUUUAAUUUUCUCUGGUCUUUAGCCUUAAGUGCUUACAACUAGCCUUCCUUGGCUGUACAUAUAUAUAAUAUACCUUCUUAAAUGCUUCAUUCAUUUGAUAAAGGGGUCUGUUGCCCGCAAAUGCUUAUGCAAUGAAAAAUACUGUUCCUUGUUAAGUAAGGUCCCACAGGGCUUUUUGUUGUUUCUCUUUAGAUUUUGCCUUGGGCCCAAGAAAUUACUUCACUUUCCCUCCCAGGGCCUGUCAUUGCCUUUUUCUUAAAAAUGACUUGAUGGCAUUUGUUUUGUGGUCAGUUUAUCAACUCCGAUAUGAAGAUUUAGUUAAGGAUCAUAGCAUGGAUGGACAUAGUGCUGUCAGUCAUUGUUAAAAUCACCAAUUGUUAAAACAAUUUCAAACAGAUUUUCAUUGGCCUCUAACAACCCCAACCAGUGUCACCCCCUACAGGAAACACCAAUAGAAACAUUUCCUGAAAUUACUGAAACCAGGAUGUUCAAAGCACGAAUCUAUUUUUAAAAUAUGUUCACCUUCCUAUCAGUGUAAUUCAGUACACGGAACUGCAGUUCUCAAAAUACCUCUGUCCACUCCUUAGAAAUUCCAAGUAAAUUUCAGUUGGCAAACAGCGAUAAAAAAUUGGGGAAUGGAGGUUACUUUCUUCAUACUUUGGCAAACUGUUCUUGCAGCAAAUCGAAUUUUACGGUCAACAUGAUUAGAGGUAUAUAUGGAGAACUUGCAGCUAGAUUUUUUUUUGGGUGUUUUUGCCUUCAUACCAUUAAAAUUACGAUUCACGUAUCUUCCAUGAAUCCUGUGCUACAUCCCACACCACUGUAUUAGGCAAGUGAAGAUUCAUACCAUUUUUAGUAUAUAUCAACUGCUAUUGGGUUCCUGCUUUUGGCCGCUAUGAGAACAGUCUGCUGGACUAGAUGGGUCAUUGGGUUGAUCAAGCAAGUUCAUCUUACGUUCUUACUAGAGCUGACAGCCAGAGAGAAGACAAAGGGGAGAAGGAAUCAAAGAGGCAAGAAUGGAUCCUGUGAACCAGUUCUUAGAACCAAACUAAAUGUGAUGCGAAAUGCAGUGGUGAUUUAUCUGAUAACAGAUCUUCAGUUUAUUCUCUAAUUAGUCCCACAUUAUGGCUUUAUGUCAGGAAACACACAUUCCAAAUGCAGUUUUCAACUGGCUAUACUGUGACCCAGGAUAAUUUAAUUUACUGCACUUAAUUCAUGCGAACUGAAGAUUUUAAAAAGCAUGUGACAAAAUCUGAUCUAUUUCUAGAGGCAAAAACAUUUUGUUAAAAAUGUAUAAUUAUAAUUAAUAAGAGAAAUAGGACAUUAGGGCUGUUAGAUGGAUUCACAGUAUUCAGCUGAAAAAUAAAAUCAUUAUUGCUUUGUUGAAAGCUCCCUGGAGCUUACUUGGUGACUUUAAAUUAUGUACAUGUGCAUAUUUUUUACAUUUAUAUUGACAUUUUGGGAAUGUUUAUAGAAAAUGUGUUGGGAAACUAGCAAUGCUAGAGGGUUUUUAGGUUUUAAUUGCUGUUGUAACAUUUAUUUUCCUUCAUUAUUCUGAAUGAGAUUAAUUUUGGUUGAGAGGAAACACCACGACAUAUUAUUGAAGUCUUUUAGGAGCAAAGAUUCUAUAUGCUGUUCUUAAUUAAUAUUUAGAAUAGUCCCAAUAGUCCCUUCCAACAUGCUAGAGAUGGAGAUCUGGCCUAAGUUUCAUACUGUCUUAUGAUAUUAGAUCUUAGGUCUGAUUCAUACAUUUGACUACUUGUGCGGUGGUAGCUGCUUCUAAUGCAACAUCUUGAGCACAGCUCCAUGUACUAAGUUGUAAGCAACUCAUCAUGUAGCUUAAGGAGAUUUUGAUCAUAUCCCGUAAAAAGGAACCAACAUGGUUGUCUUAUCAAAUUACUGUGAGCUGAGUAUUAGGAUAAAUUUUCUAUAGUAUUGCUUAGUACUCUUGUUUUUGUUUGCCUCUUUAAGGACAGUUACAAAAAUGCCUUUUAAAUUAACUGUACAUUGUUAUCUGGAAUGUGACAUUGUUAUUAGGGGAUAAUUAUAUUUAAUUUAUAAAUAUCAAACAUUUUUUCAUAAUGGACAUGAGUAUAUUUGGUUGCAGAGAAAACUUUAAGAAAACCCUAUUUUCUAGUUGGCUUAAAAAUAAUUGGCUUUUAACAACACUUUUGAAAUAACUACAUGUGUACAAGCUGUUUUGUACAUAGACACUGUUGGCACAUUUGGAACUCAAGAAGAGGCAGACUUCCUGUUUGCACAUACACAGGCAGAAGUUAUGCAGAAUACAGUAUGUGUAGAAAGUGAGAAUAAGGACUGUGAACACAGUCCAUGCACCCCUCCUCUACAUCAAGAAUCCUUUUACGUGAGUGUGCAUUUGAAUUACUUACAAAAAUUCUAUAACAUUUUAUCUAUAGACUAUUGUUAUUCAACACCUAAAACCAUAAGGUGCUAUGCAAAAACUAAAAACAGACUUUGUCCACACGCCUACAAUAUGAAAGUGAAGGAAAGAAAACAGUGAGUAUCUCACAAAAAAGGAAAAGUAGCAGUGUUGGGCUCAUAAGAAAAAUACAAAAUCCGUGUUAGGGUUAUAUCUUUAUUAGUCCAACCAAAAUUAUCUUGUAACAUUUUUGUUUGCCGAUUAUAGUUCUGACAUGGAUUUUAGAUUGAAUAUCCAUUAGUGGACAUCUUGAGAAGUUUGUGGGGAGCAACAAUAGGCGAGCACAAGAAUAUGAACUCUGCUAUUUCUGCCUUUGGCCUGAUCAGUCAAUGGCUUACCAAGACCAGGAACAUCUUGGUAGUGGCACCUCAACUAAGGAAAAGCCUUCCUGAAGAGGCUCCUGGUGGCAUUUUUAUUAUCUUUUCCAGGGCAAUGCAAAUACCUUUUUAUUUAAUUAGUUUUUAAAACUGUAUCUUAAAUCUAGAGUGUUGAACUAUUUCAUGUGGCAUCUGUGCAAGGAAUAUUUUUUGCUGUCUUUUAUUAUUAUUACUUUAUUAUUAUUUAUUAAAUUUGUGUACUGCCUUAUACCGACAUGUCUCAGGGCGGUUCACAACAUGAAAUCACAAUAUACAAUAGCAAAAUGCAUAAUAAAAACAAGAACAAUGGUUCCAAUACCAUUGCUAUCAUAAACUCACCAGAUGCCAUGGCAUGCCUCUCUGUCUCCCUCCUUCCACUCCCCAAUUGGUAGGGACUUAUCUUACAGGAUUGUUGUAAGGAACACAGCAAGAAAAAAAAAGUGAGUCUAAAUGCUGAUGAUUAUUAUUCUAGGUAUUUUGGCGUGGAAAAGGUCUGCUUUGCGAUGCUGUUUAAAAGGUCUUUAAAUCCAUUCCAUGUGGUAAGAUUAAUGUGCUGAAAAAUGUUCAGAAGUCAGUGUUUUCCAUAAUCUGGUUGAUAUGAAUUUUGCCAUAUGAAAAUAAGUAAGGUACAUGUGAAAACCCAUUAUUUCUUUCUAAUAGCAACCAGCCAUAUACCCCUGCAAACUCACAAGUGUGAUGGCCUUCUCUGUUGUUUGUCCCAAGCAUCUGGAAUGCAGAGAUGUGUUGUUUUUGAACCUAGAAAUCCCACUAGGUUAUCACACAUAAUAGCUUCUGGUAGACCUGUUCUCCAUUACUGUACUUGUAACCAUCAGACAUUCUUAAUUGUUUUCCAUGGGGGUUGUGGAGGGAUCACAUGCACUGCUCCUGCGCUGUCCAACUUUCUCUUAAGGGCAGGUUGCUGACCUAAAGCUGGUUUGUUCAGCUGAACUGUAAACCCUCAGUGUGUUGGGAAUUCUGAUUCUUCAGGGUUUUUGACUGGGGAAAACUGUUUAAGUACAUUUGGUCAAAUGCACUAACAACCCCGUUUCAGACAUUACCACUUAAUGGGGAAAGGUCAGGAGUGCUGGGUCAGUGCAUGUUGUCCCAACCUCCUCCAUGGAUACAAAUUAAGAAUGGCUGAAGAAGACUUGAGUCUGAUCCUUUUCUAAAGCUUGUUUAAGCUGUCGAUCAACCCUAUAUGUGACAGUGAAUUUCACAGGUAUUUUUUUCUUGUGUGUCCUUAACCUUCUGCCAGACACCUCUAUUGAUGAUAAUUUGUGCUUAUUUUCUUAGUAUUGGAAAAAGUAGCAUCCCUUUUUGUAUUGUAGGAGAUACUUCAGUUGUUAUAAAUGAUACACAGUACAAUAUAUAAUUUAUUCUGCAUUGGGGGAAUAAUCUGACUGCUUCCUAGACAUUGCUAAUCUUUGGAGAGCUUUAAUUGUGAUUUUGAGUGAGAUCUAUGCAGACUCCAUAAGGUCUGGGUGAAUUAAGUUUGGCAAGACAACAGAAAGUGAAUCCAAGUUUGUUUCCCUAGUUGUUGCUUUUAAAAGCAGCCACCUCCUUUGGAAGCACUCUUCAGUUAUACUAAUGUAAGUCUGAAGAUUCAAAAAUAGCACUGUUACCACAAGACAGGAACUAUGAUUAAUUUAUAGCAUAGGAAUGGUGCUUCACUUAAGAAGUUUUAAAGACAAUAUCCGCUAUAUUAAUUGUAAAAAAAAUAAAAGUUGAGUUAGGUAGGACGCUAAAACUUACCCAAUGGUCAUUGUUCGCAUAGGACUUGAUAGAGUGACAUGGUCAGAGCACCACCACUUGAACCCAGUAGGGCAGAAGGUCUUGCGGGAGGCGGGGGUGCGGGGGGCGGGACAGAAUGUCUCUUUUUGCACUAGCUCCCAGGACCAGGCUGGUGCAGCGAAACUAUCACCAGUGGCAUGCCUACCAAUGGUAGUGUCUGUCCACUUGCUAUUUAGGCAGGGACAUUCAAGUGCUCCUAAUCAGUGGGCCAGUGGACACCACCACUUCAAACCCCCUAGAAAUCAUGGUUUUGGACUGCUCUGCCCAACUUCCUUCCUCAUUAAUUCAAACUAAUUAUGGUACGGCAUUUGAGAUUCUUUACAAUCCCACAGACCAGUAUGGUGCAGUGGUUAAAGUGUCAGACGAGGAUCAAGGAGAUUGGGGUUCAACUGCAUACUAGGCUAUGAUCCUCAUUGGCUGAACUUGGACCAGUCUCCAUCUUCUAGCCUCACAAAGUUGUAAGGAUGAAAUCAUGGACUGAAAUAUGACUUUGGCGCAUGACUUCAGUCAUUUUUUGGUGUGAUAGGUCCAAACUCACAAAUUACACUAUUAAUUAAGGGGGGAGAGACCAUUUUUUGUUGCUUUCUAAAAAAUCAUGGGUAGCUCCUGACACUCCACACUAGUUCUAUAUUAAUAGGCAAAUAUAUAUUCCUAUAUAGAAUUGUAAAUAAGUUUUAGGCUAGGAAUUCUUCUUCAUUAGCUACAUAAAAUUUCAUAGUGGGUACUUAAUGAAUGGCAGGCAUUUUUAUUGUCUAAAAGUGACUAGAACAGCCCACCUUACUUGUGCUUCAGUCCUAGUUUUAGUUUCACUUUCCAUAUCUUACCACAAUUGCCUGACUAUUCAGGAUCACAUUUCACCACAGUGGGGAUUGGUAACUUGUUAAUGGAGGGGAGCACUUCCUAAUUUCCAUUUAUGCACUGAAGAGUUAAGUACAUUAUUUUAAGGGUCAGGGUGUUUAAUAUUUAUAUUGCCAGUAAGAUAUAUUUACAGAAAUGGAGGACCGCAUACAGUAUCUUCAUAAUAAUUUUUAAGUUUUAGGCAGCAUUCCCAUCUCUAAUGGAAUAUAGCCUGCAUUUGUUAUUUUUAUCUUUGUAAUACAGUACAGUAUUUCUGCUAACUGUGAAACUUGUCUUCAGCAUUACUAAAUAAAUGCCCUGUAAUGUCUGUUUAGACUAAAUAGCUGCUGCACAUUCCAGUGGUAAAUGCAGAUGAUUUGGGUGCAAAUCAUGUAUUCCCCAAAAGAUAUGCAUAUUUAUACCUGGGCCUACUCUGGAAAGAGUUCAGAGUAUUACAUCUCAAGAGGGGCUUGUUCCACACAGUACAGUGCAUUCUGCAUGCCAUCCCCAUGCCUCUGCCCCAGUCUGCCAAGGUGGUUCUGUCCCAUGUGGCCCCUGCCUGGAAUUCUGGCUCUAUCUUUCGUCUUCCCAAGGACCCUUGCCAGAAAAAAGCCCAAGCCUCAUGUAAAAGGACACUCCCCCCCAGCACAGUCUGUCCCCUCCCCUGUUGUCUACCUACUCCACUUGCUUAUAUGUCAAUAAUCAGACACUGCAAAUAGUUUUUCCUUAUUCUGAAAAUAAGGAAUGAAAAAAUACCUUGAAAUAUCUAGCCGCUUAAAUUUAGAAGUGUCAAAAAGGUAUGAUGUUACCAUUCAUUAGCAUGCAGCAGGAAUGGAACUUGCUUUUUAGAAGGCAAUCCUGUAUGUGGUUGCAAGGGGGUGGAGAAACAAUAGGAACUGUAGAAAAAGGCAGGAGUGGCUACUCUUAGAAUGUGCAAAAUCAUAGGAAAGCACUCGUCUUCCUUUUCUUUCUAUCUGUGAAAACUUUUAUUACUUUAGCAUUCUGCUUUAAUAUUGUAAUGUCUGUAAUAUGGUAUAUUUUGACAUGUCCUGGGUUGGCUUUUGCUUUUCUUUUUUCAGCCAUCAUGUAUGUAAUGGGAGCACUUGGUCCAGCAGCAGGAUAUUUAUUAGGCGGAGUUCUUAUUGGGUUUUAUGUGGAUCCUAGAAGUACUGUUAAUAUUGACCAGAGUGACCCUCGUUUCAUCGGUAACUGGUAAGUUGCAGCCGUAUGUCUGUUAUGCAUGAGAAUGACCAUUGACAUUGGAUUCAUGAUCCAGCUAAUAACAUCUUUUUGAAGGUGGUUAAAGCAGCUUAACAUUUGACCGUGUCCUUGGCAGUUCUGAGUUUAGAGUAACUGCAGUGCGUGAUGCAUCUGUGGAUUGUUUAACCAGAUUGAUUGCUGGUUUGUCACUUAUUUUUUUCUGUUGUUUGCUAGUUGUACAUGUAGAAAUAUGAAUAAAUAUUCAAAGUUAAAAAGGUUUUUAGAAACCAAGUACUUUAGCAUUUGCAGCAAAGCCUUUAGAUUCCCUUCCUGGAGUAUGUGUGUGUGUUUCUGUGCCAAUAUCCAGCUACACUUCUGCACUUCCAACUAUAUAGGAGUUAAUAUGUGAGAAUAAUUCAAUUUGCAUAAUUAGUCAUGCAUUCUCAUUUUAUAGCUUGCUGUUGUGAGACAUUGUACUGGCACAAAUUAUGAUGCUUUAACAUGUCUACUUGAGCAACAGAGGGGUUGUCACAAUAAAAGAUUUAUGCAGAUUUGUGGGCAAGAUAGCUGAAUGGACAAACAUAAGUUGCCAGGCACAAACAACAGAGAUGGGCAUCACCUUUAUGCCCUGCUUGUGAGUUUCCCAGAGAUGCUGGAGUAGAUAGACCUUUUGGUUAGAACCAACAGGACAAUUCUUACUUGUUGUGUUUCGCUUGCCAAGCAGCCCAUGCUGUAUCAGUGCAUUUUCAGAUUAAUUAAUCUCAAUUAAUCACAUUCCCCUUCUGUUGGAAGCACAGAGUAGCUUCCUAUAGAUGUAUCAAACAUUCUUCCAUCCAGGUACUGACCAUGAUGAUAUCUGAUUAGUGUUAACAACUUUAGCACCCUAAUUUCUUCUUGCUGUUCGCUGAGAUAGCCAAGUUGACAAAGCACUGUUUAGUUUUAGCAGCAAGUGGGUUAGAAACAGCUGCAACGACAUUAAAGGAGCAGCAAUAAUUAUAUAAGAGUCGCAGUGAAGGGAGUUAACAAUCUAACCAUGAACAAUCUAACCAUGACAAUAAUAGUGGUGAUCUUAAUUUGAAGAAAUAUGGCCUUAGAUUUUCCAGACAUUCAGUGCCAAACAUCUGCCAGAAAUAACUGGGUGCUGUGCUAUAAUUAGGCACAUUUACAAGGCACUGAGUAGCCAUAAAGCCUAUGGCUUCUUAUUUCUACCAGAUGCUCCUUAAUUGGUGUUCUGCAGAUGGUACACUCAGCUACUUAAUGGCCAGCAGCUGGUGACCUAGGAAUGUGGGAGGUCUCCAUCUCUCUCUACCGGUAUAUAUUCAUUCUGGAAAAUCUAACACAGGUAGAGUAAGGUAACCCAUGUGAACCACACACAGAAUAGAAUAUUAGGACGGAAUAAUACCGAGUCCAUGUCAGCAUCCAGUUCUGCAAUGUUUUUCCUCCAGAAAAUAUUUUCUUUCAGAUUGGCUGUUUGGUUGCUACACAUCAACCGUACAGGUGAAAAGAAAACUCUGACUGAACUGGAACGCAACUGAAGUUUGAGAGCCAAAUUUAGCUUAGUAACUAGAGACAAAAGAGAUGAGGGAAAAGUAGCACCAGUGGCCACAUAACUUUAGUUUCCUACUAAAUGCUGAGGAGGACAUGCUUAAUUCACUGCUGAAAUAGACACCUGCUGUCUGCCUUAACAUUCAUUUCAAACUUAUUUUGGUUUGUACUGCAAGUGCUAUUUGCCUACUUGAUUGAUAUUCUGUCACCUAGUUUUUGUUGAUUUAAUAGAAAUUCAUUUUGUAUCAUAUAUUGGCUUGAUUCGCACAUUAUAUGAAGCCUUGGUUUGUUUAUGGAUUAAACUUUAAGCUAUGGUUUUUAAAACAAACAAACAAACAAACCAACCAAACAAACAAACAAACCACAAGUUCUCCCAUAGACAAUCAAAUAAACCAUGGCUCAUUUGGUUUGCUUUCUAGCUGCUCUGGCCUCAUGGCUUUACACUUUGGUGAGCAUCUGUGAUGGGAUGGCCAAACAAGCUGUGGUUAAAAAAGGGUGCUGGAUUCACACUUAAUGCAAAUUAUAGUUAAAGCAAACAAAGCUUUGUCAGGCUCUUAGAAGCCAGUUCAUGAUUUGGCAGUACAAAAAUCCUAGUUAAGCUGCGUGGUUGGGUUCACACAUAGCUUAAUCAACCAUAGUUAAUUAACCAUAGUUAAUUAAUAAACUGCACUUAAAUGUUAUGUGCAGACCAGGCUGUUUGAGUCUUUGUGAUUCUAGUUGUGACUCUUGUAUGUCAAUUUUUUUAUUUUAGUCGCCAUGUAAAGAAAUAUUUUAUGAAAUAAUUAGAAGUACAUUGGAUGUUUUCUGUUUUAUAAGAUGCAGAGAAUCUUUGUACAGUCUCAGUCACUAGUUUUUGUUUCUGGUUGCAGUACACAUAUAGCUCAGCUGCAAUUGUUCUUUUUUAUCUCUCAACUUCAGGUGGAGUGGGUUCCUCCUUUGUGCCACUGCGAUGCUUUUUGUCAUACUUCCAAUGUUUACUUUCCCCAAAAAGCUUCCACCUCGACACAAGAAAAAGAAGAAAAAGAAGAUGCAUGCUGAUGAUGUUUCAAGUGAUGAUGAUAUUGUAAAAGAAAAAGCAAACAGCAAAAGUCAGUUAGACCAUGAAGUCCCUGCUUCAAUGGGAUUUGGAAAGAAUGUUAGAGGUAAUAUAUGUUUUUUAAAUAUCAGAUUGGGGUGAGGUUUAAAAUCAUACCAUUACUGUUAGUUUCUGCUGAAAAUUGAUAAUGAAAGCCAAUAGGCAAUAAUAGCGCACUUGGGAAAUGGGAGAGUAACCAGUGUUUUGUAGCAUAUGGUAUUCUAUCUCAGGACCAACUGUAAUCUCUGGCCAAUCCACAGUUGCUGUUGGGUAAAUCACAACAUCCUGGCACAUGCAGUCCGUGCAAAGCAUGUCAGGAUCAUUCAAGACAUUUGUCAUGUUCCUCCACAGCUUCAUAAAUCAUCAUGUGGCCACAUUCUCUCCCCUGUCCCGCAAUCCUGUGGCCUCAUAUGGAUUAUGUAGCUGUGGAAGAAUGUAAGAAUAUGAUCAACAGUUUUUGUUACUGCCUUAGAUAAGCUGGAAACAGCCUCUGCAUGGUAGCUUUUGUCAUCACCACAAGGAAUAGCACCAGUCACGAUUUCCUAGGUCCUCAUCAUGUAGAUGGUCUCCAUGCCGGCAUCUGUCUAAAAAUGAGAACUGGCGGGUGCUUAGGUAAAUAUAGGAAGCAGAUAUUCAAAUGAGGUGUGGGUUAGUUACAUUCACAACUAUUGUCUGGACACUGGAAAUUCUGAAACUGAAAGUGCCUUCCAACUGGAAAUUGCAGAGCAAUGCUGGUUAUUCUAAUAACUUGUGAUGAAAAAAGUAUAAAGUUUAGUAGCCAGAAGUUGCAAUUAUAUGUGUAGUGACCAGGGGUUAAGUCCCUUUUAACGCAUUGGUACAGUGGUACCUCGGGUUACAUGUGCUUCAGGUUACAUACACUUCAGGUUACAGACUCCGCUAACUCAGAAAUAGUACCUCGGAUUAAGAACUUUGCUUCAGGAUGAGAACAGAAAUCACGCGGCGGCAGCAGCAGGAGGCCCCAUUAGCUAAAGUGGUGCUUCAGGUUAAGAACAGUUUCGGGUAAAGAACGGACCUCUGGAACGAAUUAAGUACGUAACCAGAGGUACCACUGUACUUACUUUUGGGGAUGCGGGUGGCGCUGUGGGUUAAACCACUGUGGUGCUUGGGCUUGCCGAUUGGAAGGUCGGCGGUUCGAAUCCCCGCAACAGGGUGAGCUCCCGUUGUUCGGUCCCAGCUCCUGCCAACCUAGCAGUACGAAAGCACGCAGUGCAAGUAGAUAAAUAGGUACUGCUCGGGCGGGAAGGUAAACGGUGUUUCCGUGUGCUGCUCUGGUUUCGCCAGAAGCGGCUUAGUCAUGCUGGCCACAUGACCCGGAAAAACUGACUGCGGAAGCGGACAAAUGCCGGCUCCCUCGGCCUUUAAAGCGGGAUGAACACCGCAACCCCAGAGUUGUUUGUGAUUGGACUUAAUUGUCAGGGGUCCCUUUACCUUUACUUACUUUUGAGUGGGCAUGUAUAGGUUUGGCUGCAAAUUACUGCUAUCUCACCAAGCAAUUGAUACAAUGGGUUGAAUCCAGACUAAGGCUGAAAUCCUAAUCCUGUUUACCUGGGGAGUAGGUAACUCUCAUUGAAUUCAGUAGAGCUUACUUCUGAGUAGAUAUGUUAGGCUUGUGCUGUGUCAGCCACUGUUUGCCAAAACCAACUUAAGUCCUAUUGAUUUUAGUGAGUCUGGAUCCAGCUCAAUGUGUUCAGAUAGCUGUCAGUAGAAAUAUCAUAACAUCCAGAGCAGAGAACAGAACCAGCUUGCCCUGUAUGUAAAGAUUUAGUCAUUGUUAUACAAAUUGGGAAAGCAAAGGAGUUAUAUGUUAUCUGCUAUUGGGCAAAUGUACAAUUGCCUUCAUUUUUCUCCAGUUUAAUUCUGUCUAUACAUUAACGUAAUUGAAACAAUUUCUGUUUUAAGACACUGCAAAAGUAAUAUAUUAUAGUUGGUGGUACUAGUAACAGAAAUAAUAUAUAUAAUAUCCUAUUUAAACUACUCUUAUUGGGCAUUCAAAGCCCAUAAGCACAUGGGGCAGAAAAUAAGACACAAAGGGGUACAUAGAGGCUGAUUUAGGGUCAUCCAAUAGUGGCUCAACAAUGUAUGCAUAAGCUUUUUGCCAGUGCAUACAACCUCUUCACUCCUUCCUUUUGUAUGAGUCACAAUUAAAUCAGGAAGUCAUUAAAUAACUAGUUUUUGAGCAGGGAAAUCCAAAGAAACCAGGAUUUUCAACCAUGGUUGGUUUGAAGUUGUUUUAAAAUCUGGGCUUGCUUUAUAGUUGGUUUCCAAUGUGACCGACUGACUCCCCCCACAACCUUUUGUGGCCUGUAAUAUAAUUCUAGCACCAUUUGGUGACCUAGUUGUGGCAUUGUCAUAAAACUGCACCAUCAUUUCUUGGCAUAUUCACCUUUGAAAAUGUCACCUUUUUCUUUUUCUUUGACAUUGCAGUGUCAUAAUUGCUCAGUUAGCAAUUCAGCAGAUUUAAUUGGCUUUGGAGAAAAUGUGCUUCAUGCCAUUUUUUAGUUUUGGCUUUCUUCACAUCUAAACUUUGUGAUGCAGUUCCUCAACCAUUCUCUUUUGCGUAGUUCAAAUCUGAGCAAGUCUUCUGGAAAUAAGACUUUCAGCAUUGUCCUCUAAAUGACUGUGUGUCAGGAAAAGUUGCAGAGUAGCAUUCUGCUGAAUUUUUGCAGUGACUGCUAUAUGUCUUCAUUAUUUUAAAUGAAAAAUUGCUGCAUCCACCUCCACUUUAAUUCCCCAGGGCUUGCCGUAAUGCUUCUCCUUGGCCCCUAUUAAAAGUAUUCAUUACAAACGUUGGGGGAGAAAUCACCCUUAUUGGCUGUUUGGCCAAGUUGACCUGAAAAUGGUCAGGCUAUGCUGCAAAGUGGAAUGAUCUCCCCUCUCCUCCCUCUAUGUCCCCACAAGUGGCUCAGGGGUCGGGUGUUGGUAGAACAGUGUUCAGGAAGAGGAUUGUUCUCUCUGGCAAAUUGAAAUGCUUACAAAAAUUAUGUCCAUUGCAGUGAUAUGAAAAGUUAGGGACAUCAUUGUGUUUGUGGUGAGGAGAGAAGUAGUGGAGGUUGCAGAGGAGAGUGUUUGCUGUUGUAGUUUCCCCCUAUCGUCUCUUGUGUUCUGUGUUGCUCAUUUAUAGUCUGCUUGGCCAGUCUCUUUCUUCUUGGCACUUUUAAAUGUAAGACAGUUGCUGAAACAUCAGCCCUGCAAAAUGUCCCUAUGAGGUUGAGGACUGGAGGCAGUAGAGGAUUUCUGAUAAGACACACUGAGCGGUCCUCACUAUGCUCUUCCUGUCUCUACACUCAGUUCCUUUUUUCAUGGUGGCAUGGGAACUACAGUAGCAGAACCCCUUCCCAUGUCACUUGGAUAAUAUGAUGAACACACAUCCUGCCUCUACCGUAGGCUAACUUUGCCCCCAUUUCCAGGAGUAGUGUUCAGAUAGGAAUGAGCUGCAGCAUGGGCUCAUUUAUGACCAUUUCCUGACCCGCACAUGAAGGAGCCAUACUGCAGUAGCUUCUGUACAACCAGUGUCACAUCAAAAGGAACUUUUGAAAUCCAUAUAAUGUUGGGCUGUACCCUGCUGUUCAUUAUAACCAAGGCCUGCCAAACAGGAUUGUGUAUUUAGUUCUACAAUUACAGUUCCUGGGACUUGGACAUCUGAUCCUAGCUUAUGCUGAGUCAGUCUAGUCCAGUAUUGUCUACUCUGACUGUCACUGGCUCUCCAGGAUUUUUGACAGAGAUUUUUCCCAUCACCAUCUACCUGAUCUGUUUAGGAUGAGAUGCCAAAGACUGGACCUGGGGUCUUUUACAUGUAAGGCAGGUCGUCUGUCACUGAGUUGUUUACUCCUAAGACUUCUACUUGUGGAAACACACUUGGGAAUGUUGGAAAGGCACUAACAUAUGCUAAUAUUAUUUUGUAUUCACAUUGUGGAACCCCCAGGAAGAGGUCUUGGAUGGUAACCAUCCCUUCAAAUCCAGUUCAAAGCAGGCUGAUUUUCUUUUUGUUUUCCAUUCAUUAUGUAUAUAUAAAGUUCAUGUGUCAUACUUCUAUUUUUAUUUUUGUGUCAUUUGUAGAACUUCCAAGAGCAGCUGUCAGGAUCUUAAGCAACAUGACAUUCCUUUUUGUGAGUUUGUCAUACACAGCCGAGAGUGCCAUUGUUACUGCUUUUAUUACCUUCAUCCCCAAGUUCAUCGAGUCACAGUUUGGCAUCCCAGCUUCUAAUGCCAGCAUCUACACUGGUAAGGCAUUGCCAUCAGUAAGGAAACCUGUAAGAAUUAUUCUUCUGUGACUGGCAAAAGAAAACUAUUAGAAAAGUUUCAGCAAUGCUCUUUUUAAUUGUUUGUUUUACAGUUUGCAAUUAUUCGGCCUUAUAGGUACCCAUUGCUUAUAUAUGAGCAAUUUGCCAUGCCUGUAGUGUGAUAAUGUUUUCUCAUGCGGAAAUAAAAUUGCUCUGGCAAUGCCAGCACCAUCGAAAGGUUGUCCUGACCUGUUAGAUUGCUACUGAUUGCUUAAGAGUGAACUUUACUGCUCUUUCAGCAUGUCUCACUCUCUUGCUUGCAGGUCAUUCAUUGGUCAAAUGGCCUGUCCAUAUCUUUACUCAUUUUUCAUCUCAGCAAUAACUGAAACUAUUACUCUGGUUAUUUAAAUCUAUAUAGCUCUUGUAUGAAUUUCCAUGUAAAGGCAUUAAAACAUCACAAUUACCAAGCUGAAUGAACCCAAAGGUCCAUCUAUUUUCUCCCAGCAGUGACUAUUUGCAGGCCUCUGAGUUAAUUGGAAACAAGGCUAUUCCAUAAUGUUUGCUUCCAGCACCUGAGAAUCAAAUGGAUGUUGCUCUGAAUUUGGGCAUUCCAGUGGUGGCGAUCAUAAUAUGCCUUAUAUACCCUCCCAUCUUUUGGCCACAUACUCAAAACAGAUUACAAAAUACAUUAAAUAUUAAAACCAACAUUAUCGUUGAGACAGCAUAAAACAUAGUUAAAACAAUUCAUUUUUUAAAAGGUGGCACCAUAAAAUCAACCUGCAAACACUAAACCCUUCCCCAAGAUCAUCCUAUAUGAAAUAGUUUAGCCUCCUUUAAAAAGCCAGCUAACAUAAUUAUCAAGGUUUAUAAAUGUGCUUAGAAAGGACCCAUUUAGCUAAACUAAAAUAGCCUAAUGUAAAUUGCAUCUUGGCAAGACUUCACUGCUCUAGAGUCCUUGAAUGGGAAAACACUUUCUAUUUACUGCCAAAGAAGAGGUCUAGGAAGGGUAGUUAAAACUGUGUAGUUAGAAGAGAUGAAGAGAAGUAAUGGAAGCACCUUGACAUGGAAUUCCUAUAGGGGCAGGAGAAACUUAGUUGAAACGUUCCAUAUUUUAAUAAUUUUUUAUUAGGGGAGUAACUAAGAGACGUUUUGUACAAAUGGUGAAAUAAAGAAAAUUGGCGCAGACAAUCCUGUAUGGACACCUCCACAGCAUAUGGAAGUUGUUCAUUCUAUAACAUAAAAUACAGUAAAGGCUAUUUUGAUUGACAGUCUUGUAAUUCCAUGUGAUUAGUACAGAAGCUACUCAGGCUCUUAACGAAUGUUGCUUCUGUGUUUUAUGGCAUACCCAAGGGCCUUAAUUGUAUCAUUGCCUAGUAUUAGAUGUGUACUCAUAAAGUCAGGGUAAACCAAGCCUUAAGGUUGAUAUGAGAAAUUGCUAAUGUCCAACCCAAGAAUGAGAGAGACAGAAACUGGUUAGUUGAUGUAUACUUUUGGAUCAACUUAGAUUUUUGAAAAAGGUCUUUAUCACAGCCCAAUUCUGUCCAUUUUUUCUUCACAUUUAAGCCUCACUCUACUCAGUGGAGUCUAUUUCCUUGUUUAAGAUUGCCUAGUACCACUUGUGAAAACCAUACAAUAGGUAUUUGUAUAUUAUUAUUUUCUCCAAUGUUGGAAAAGUUUUUGCUGCAACCUUUUGAAGCCAACUCAAGGACAGAAACUGGAUAUUGCUGACUCAAAACUAUUCUUGGUUUGGGGCACUUAAUACAGUAGCAUAUUUGACACAUUCAGAAUCCAUUCUUAGCUGUCUUUGGAAAGUAACUUAUGUGUGACACAGUAGCAAGCAAUCAGAUACUAGAUUUGAAAAUGACAUGUGACACUCUUGCUUAGCACAUGCUUAACUUUGGAAUCUCCUUUGAGCAAAUCAUGGCAUAACCGAGUGCUCUUUUCAGAAUGCAUUGCUUUGCAUUUCAUAUACAGUACAUAGUCAAAAAGAAUAUGUGUUGUUUCCCGUGUGGCCUUUACAAAGUCCGUUUUGUCAGUUUGAUUUUAAUCUGCUUCUUGGAGUCUAUAAAUUGUUUACCACUUAUUUCUAGUGGUACAGUUGCUCAUUAAUAGAAGGGCCUAUAUAGGGAGCAUAAACAAAUAUCACCUAGAUUCUCAAAAGGAAAACAAAGCAAAUGAGUUUAGCACAUUUGGUUUAUAGUUUUGCACAAUAACUACAGUGUUUCUUAUUCUUGAUUGCCAUGAGAAAUAAUGAAAUAUUUGUUUAAAAUAGAAGGAACUCCAUGUGCAGGGAUAACUGAGUUCAAAUGUCAAGGAAGCAGUUGGUAGAAGGGAAGAGAUCAAAGGGAAAGGAGCUCCCAAAUUCUAAGGAGAUUUUGUAGAGAUGCAACAACAGGCCAAAAGUAGGCCCUUUGGUUUCUCAGGCUCUUACUUGUUUCCCAUAUAGUCCACACCUUGCCAGUACAGAAUUUCUUACUGUGAAGUAAUUGAUUUGCAGAUCCAGUUAAUUUACCAUCCUUCCAUGUGUUUGACUUUGCUUUGCCACUUGCAAUAAAUAGAUAGAUAUAAAUAUUUUAGGCCGUGAUGCAUUUCCCCCCCUAUUUUCUCUCUCUCUCUCUGUUGAGACUUUUCAAAAACUAGAUCUAGCAUCAGGAAGACAGUUCCAUAAAAUAAUCCUUAGUCAUGAAAUCCCAUCUAAAAGGAAAUGAAUUACAAUCUAUACCACGUUUGUAUCUAAAUAAAGAAUUAUCACCCAAUUAGAAACUUAAUUUAAUUCUCUUGAAUUUCAUGUAUUUUCCAACAACACUUGGAGCUGGUUCCCUUCCCAGCCUAGCAUGAAAACAAAGCAAUAUUUCUGCUUGUAUUUAACAAUAGCUCUAUUUAUUCUGUUUCUGCUGCUUCUGGAAAAAUCAUAAGGAAGCUUUUAUUAAUCCUUUGACAUAACCGAAGGGUAGUGAAAAUUCUGACACUUUUUUGCUGUGGUGAAGUUCUCAUGAAGAAUUGCUGUGACGGUUAAGUUGCGUUUUGGGCUGCACUACUUUUCACUUAAGGUGAUGAACAUAUGAUUAAAUGCUCCUCCAUGAAGAAGAAAAACCCUGCCAGAAAAGUAGCAUGUCACAGAGAAGGCUUAGGCUAGUUAGAUUCCUUCUCCUUCAUAUCUAGGUGUGUGUUUUUCAUAUGUACUGAUUUUUAAUUUUGUAUGGAAGACUAUUACUUCAGAAUUUGUAUAUUGCCCCCCCUUCUGGUACACAAAAUACAACAAUAGAAUUUAUUAUAUGCUUCAUAUGCUAAUAAAAAUCACUAUAGAAUUUAUCGUAUACUUCAAGCACUAAUAAAAUCAAUCUGAAUACAUUAAAGCAGUAGUGGUUAAGACCAUGCACAGCAGCACACAUUUUCAUUAAAAACUGCUUGAAAGGUCUGCAUAAAAUCCAGUACUAUAUGUGUGUGUGUGUGCCUUUUUAGGGAAGGCAUUCCACAAAUAUGGGGGCCACCACCAAAAUGACCUGUCUCUAGUUCUGACCACUUUGAUGGAUCUGGAUGGUGAGUCCACAGACAGGACCUCUGAGGCUGAUCUUAAGCAGAUUCAAUGUGUGCAGGGCAAUCAUGAAAUUGCCCAAUUAUCGCCUCAUCUGGUUGUGUGAGAACCAGCCUUAGGCAAUGGGGUCAUAUUGUUUUGUCUUUGCAUGACAUCCUUAGAGUUCUGCUUGAAUUUAAGGAUGGGAUAUUUAGUGUUUUAUCAUAAAAAUAGUGUAGAAAUUUCACAGCCACACUGGUAGGGAAGGUUUUUCUCUUCCCGCCCCCUUUUAUUCUUUCAUUCUUUGUAACAUAGAAAGUGUUUUAAUUUUACCCUUUUCUUUCCUUUUAAUCAGGUGUGAUCAUUGUUCCAAGUGCUGGUGUUGGUAUUGUCUUAGGGGGCUACAUUAUAAAAAAACUCAAGCUCAGUGCAAGAGAGUCUGCAAAGCUGGCAAUGAUCUGCAGUGGUGUGUCUUUGCUCUGCUUUUCAACACUGUUCAUUGUUGGAUGCGAAAGCAUUAAUCUAGGGGGGAUAAACAUACCAUAUACUACCGGGUAAGUAUCUUUUGGCUUUCUAAAUAAUUCAUGCCUUCAUCAAAGCUAGCCUGCUUAUAUAAUGGUAGUAAACUUGCCUUAUUUCAUAAGGACAUUAAAUGUGGCAAUCAAAAGGGGGGGGGGAGAGGGAGAGAGAUAACCACAAUUUGAAGCUUUUGUGUAGGUGUGGAGAACCUUUUUCAGCCUGAGGUCCUACAAUUCCUUGUGGACUGUAUGUGCAUGCAAAGUGCAUGCAGAUGUUCAGCAAAGGCAGAAAAAUGGAGAAAUAGCCUCUUGUUCUGGGCUUACAAAGUGAGUAACCCUGUCUUAUAUUAAAUAAGACAGAUCUGACUCAGAAUGCUAGAUAUUUGGGACAAGCACCCAAGACCUAAUCUCUGGGCCAGAGAAUAGAAACUGCUUGAACAUUAGGGGAAGCAUCUUAAGAAGAGCAGUUUGACAGUGGAAAAACCAGUAUGACAACGGAACCAAUUACCUAGAGCAGGGAUCCUCAAACUACGGUUCGCGGGCCACAUCCAGCCUGCCAGGAUCCUGUAUCCGGCCCGCCCGGCAAUUGCAGAACCCGCCGCUGUCUAAUAGGUCUUGGCCCAAAACUUUAGCGAUACAGGAACAUGGUGGGCGGUGCCAGGGAACACGGGGGUCCAGAGGGCUGGGGAAGGCGAGGCCUCGUCGGUCGGGAGAGAGGCUGCUCUAGCUCGACAAGGUACAGAGGAGCCCCAGGAGCUGUGAGGCUGUUGUGGACUGAACCCUGAGGUUUUCUCUCAUUCUAUGCUCCUUUCUUCCCACCGCCUUACUAAGUGGCCUCUUUUCCCUGGUUCGCUUGGCACUUCCCGCCCUCCCCACUUUGCUUCCUGGCAGUUUCAACCGAAAAGCCGCUCCUCUCGCUUCCCUUUCUUUCCCCGGUUUCCUUUCCUUCGUCUUUCUUGCGCAAAGGCAGUUUCUUACUCAACUAUUCCCUCCCUCGACAGUCAUUUGUUUUGAGCGCCACAUUUUGCUUUUCAUUCUCUCGUUCCACGUCAAAUCGCAGGGAACGGGAGAGAAGGGGAGUCGUCAUGCCGUCACGCUUUCCUGUGCAUUUACAGCCUGCCUUAAGAGAGUUAAGAUUACCUGGAGUGUCAGCUUCGCCUUUGAGCCAGUGCCACCGACUGGGCUCAACCACUUCAGCCCCGACUGGGCCAGGCGAGAUGGGGUAGCACUUCCAGAAACCUUCUUCUGCAGGAACAGGUCUAAGUGCUGUGGACUCACAACUCAGAGCUGUGAGCACCAAACUCACUUCCAGAAGACAGUCGUGCACAGCAGAGUACAGCAGAGCAUAAAUCACUCGGACGACAGCGCUGAAGAAUAUAUUCUUUUAUUCACUAGGACCCUCGUACCUACGGGACCGCCUCUCCUGGUAUGCCCCACGGAGAGCCUCAAGGUCCAUAAAUAACAACACCCUAGUGGUCCCAGGCCCUAAGGAAGUUAGAUUGGCUUCAACCAGAGCCAGGGCCUUUUCAACUCUGGCUCCAGCCUGGUGGAACGCUCUGCCUCAUGAGACCAGAGCCCUGCAGGAUCUGAUUUCUUUCCGCAGGGCCUGUAAGACAGAGUUGUUCUGCCUGGCCUUUGGCUUGGAGCCAAUUUGAUUCCCUCCCUCCCUCCCUCUCUUUCUUUUUUCUUUUCCUUCUCGUGCGAUGAGGCUACAUUUUAAUAUUUUAAUGUUCCAUUAUUUUAAUGUUGUAUUUUAUUUUUGUUUUUAAGUUGUAAUCAUUCAUCUUGUUUUUAUUAUUGCUUGUAAGCCGCUCUGAGCCCGGCCUUGGCUGGGGAGGGCGGGGUAUAAAUAAAAAAUUAUGAUUAUGAUUAUUACUGUACUAUACAAACUAUAUAUAAAUGGAGACGCUGGACUGCACUGAGUGUUACAGCUGCUUUCUGCAGCGACCUUAUCUACACAGAGAUAACACUCAGUCUCCCUUUUGAAGUGAGGCUGGAGCGGAAUAAGUAGCAAGCACAAUCCGCCCCCUCCUCUCUGGAAAAUCAGCAGAUUCUUGCAAUUGGAGGGGUGAAAUCUCCUCAUGGAGACCCACUUCCUUUCCUGCAAAUCCCCAAGCCAAAGUCACCUGGACUCUGAGGGCGGUGAUGGCGACUGAGGGGAAUCAAUACGCUGAGCCUUAACCUGUGAGUUUCACCUGCUUGCGCUGAGGGGAAAGAGACCCGUGCUGGCCGUUGCCUGCCUCUGGCAGAGCAGAGCCAGUGUUGACCGGCAACAGCCAGUGUCCACGCCGAUGCCACGGAUUCUCUGUGGGAUCCCAGCGAGGGCUGCUACUUCCAUUGUAGCUUCUCCUUCUGGUUGGCAGCACUUGCAGACUUUGCCUUCGCCUGUGGCCAAGUGGCAGGGAGGUCCCCUUUCCCGGUCACUUCCCUUGCCUCCCAACAGUUGGGGUUUCAGAAAUCUCCAAGAGCCUCUCCCUUUAAGUGGACCUGGUCAUUCCUUUCCUGCCCCCCUUACACACACACCUCAUCCGCCCUCCUCUUCUUUCUUCCUCCUUUGACCAUUUCUUGCAAUCAGAGUUUAAUCUCCAAAGACCUGCGUGUAACACAAGUGCCCCCCCCAUUGUCACAUACUUCUAAGCCCACAGAAACCACAUGCACACUGCACCAAGUGAAACUGUGGAAAUUGCUGGAUUGGACUAUCAACAGCUACUAGUUGUGAUGGCUAUGCUCUGCCUAUGCUGUCUCUUCCAAUGUCUUCACCCUUGGAGCAACUGCACUGCAUUUAAUCCAAAUAUAUCUUGUUGAAAAGGUUCACGUUCUGCAGAUGGAGAUCCUUAUAUUUCUGGCAGAACAGAGCAAAUUGGCUAGUGCCCAUGAUGUCACCAUGUGCAAUGCCUUUAAAGUAUAUUGUAAAUAUUGAAUUUUUUUUACUGUUUUUUUGUGCACCACAAAUACAAUAUGUGCAGUGUGCGUAGGAAUUUGUUCAUAUUUUUUUUCAAACUAUAGCCCGGCCACCAACAGUGUCUGAGGGACAGUGAACUGGCCCCCUGUUUAAAAAGUUUGAGGAUCCCUGACCUAGAGGGAUAGUAGACUCACUUUUGCUCGAGGUCUUUAAGCAGAGACUGGAUAGCCUUUUGUUGGGGAUGCUCCAAUUCUGGAUUUCCUGUACCAAGCAGGGAAUUUUAUUAGGCUGCGCAAAAUCUCCUCCAACUCUAUAAUUCUAUGAGUAGCAAUAAAUGUGGAUAUUCAGACUUUAUCCUCAGUAAUAUAUCUUAAUGUAUAUCAUUUGCAUUAUGAGGCCAUAAUUGUGCCUAUAUGUUAAUGGUGAGUUGGCUGGGAACACAUUCUGCUAUAAUAAUGAGAAAUUAGGGGAAAUACGGUUUUAUGGCUUAUAGUUAUAAAAUGGUUCAAUAAAGUGAUUUGAAGCUUGACUCUGGCAUGUUGACAGCUGUUAUGUGUGUUUUUCUUUCAAAGGCUGUGCUGAAAUAUUUUCCCCCCAGAAAGAUUUCUCAGUUUCUCCUGCAUCUUUUGAGAAAUGGCUUGUUGUGUUAGGUCAAGGGGAAAGUCUAGUAUGUGCUUUCCUCUAAUGGUAGUUUCAUUAAAAAGGCGUUUUUGUGGCCAAUAUUAGUCAAUGGACUUGCUUAUUAUUUCUGGAAGUAAAGAAGCAUGUAGUUGCUAAGCAGGAUUCUCACAGACAGCCACAUUAUUGAAGGGUUUACAGUUCAGUUCAGGUAAGGCAAGGGAUUAGAAAUUACAUCGAAAAGAGAUAAGGAGAAGAAACCCAGGAGAUAAGUAAAAAAUAGUUUGAGAGGCAUGGGGUUGAAUUUUCAACAGGCAGCUUUUUAAGGCACAGAAGAGCCUUCAGAAAAAACUGGAAAAGGAGAUUUAGGGUGCUUGUAUGUGAUUUAUCUGCUGAAUUUCCUCUUUUUCCAUUGCAGCCUUUAAAUGCAAGGCUUGCCAGUUGACCUGAAAACCCCCAGCUGGGCCUGCUUUUGACCUUUAACAACUAUACAGUGUGCAGAAAUCAGUUGGUGUGAUAUUAGGCCAUGGGAACCUACACAUACCCCUGCUAAUGUCACCCAGUAAGCCAAUUGUACUGGCAAAAAAGCAUCAGUAGCCAAUAAAAGUUGGCAACUCUUAUUUCACUUAAUAAAUUAGUCUAAAGUUGCUUGUGAAUUCUUGCCCUUCUAAAUGACGUGUGAUAUUAAUAAGAAAUCAUUAGUGAUAAUAUUUUUUUCUUUUAAAAUUGUGUUUCACAUUUUCCAUUUCAAGUUUGCCCAAUGAGAGAAUUAUAGGCAUAGUUUUCUCAAAAGGUAAUCAGAUUUGUUGAACAAAACCCCUUUGGUUCCAGCUCUAUCAUUCUGUGUGAAUGGUAUUGGUUGCAUAAAUUCCAUGUGUCUAUUUCAGUAAACAGAACAAUCAGGGACUAGGUCUACAGCUCUGCCACUGACAGCCAUGGCAGUAGUGAAGCUGGAACUAGCUACAGGAUAAGAUACAAUACUCUAUCAAUAUUGCCUAUAUAAUGUCUGUUAAGAACAUGGCAUUAAUGUAAUUUCACAGAAUUUUGCGGCUUGAGUAAACAUAGAAAGCCCUUUACACAACAUGUUAAACUGAAAUGUGUUUUGCUAAUUGACUAUGUAGAUGCUAAUUGAAUAUAAAGAUUCAGCCCUAUGUGCACUUAAUUGGGGAGUGAGCUUAGUCCCAUUGAACUUGGUGGGAAUUGCUUCUGAGUAAACUAUGCAUAGAAGCAAACUAAAGUGUCAAAGUAAGUGUAGCAAAAAUAGCUAACUUGAAUCCAUAUUUAUUUGGUCUAGUUAGUAAAUAAUAUUCCAAAUAAUAUUUGGUCUAUUAGUAAAUAAUAUUCCUAGAAAAUAGUAGCAUAAAUGGAAGGAUUUAAAUUGAAUUAAAACAAGCUUUUUAAUGCUUUCACAUUCUUUGUUCCUUAACUUUGUGUAUUUUUGAAUGUUUAUCAGUUUAUUUCACUUGAUGCAGAAAAUGGUGCAGUUUGAGAGAAGUGACAAGCAAGAGGAGUCAGAGCCAUGUUAUACACAGGCAUUGCCACCAUGCUGCAGGAGCAAUAUGCUUGGCAGACCUCUUAGUUUGGACCAAAUGCCUGAAGAUGCUCUGUGUUCUGCAACUUUUGAAGUACUUUUCCAACAUCAUGUGUUGCAUCUUUAGCAUAUGCUCCAACCAUCCUUGUUUUAUGGUACCAGUUCCCUGGUAAAUCAUUGUCCCUAUUUCUAUCUUUGGGGGCUGUCUUGUUCGUAUGAGUUGUUAGAGCUGCCAGUCUACAGGAUUUUGUGGUGCAUGUUGACACCAGUGAAGUGGGAAAUGUACUUCUGUGGUCCUGGAAGCUGAAUGUAGAUUGUUAGGUAAGGAGGUCGAAAGUCAGCACCAUCAAGUUAUUUCUUUCUUAAAUGUUGCCUGUGCCACAUACUGGGUAGCUUAGAUAGGCAGAGUUGAGGAGCGUCAAUGAGUGGAUGAGAUGAUCGUGUCAGGAGAAGGGGUUUCGAUCUGAAUAACAUUUUGGGACAAACCAGGUCUGUAUAAAAGGGAUGGACUCCACUUGCACCAGAGUGCAACCAAACAACAUUUUUAAAAGGUAGCGGAGCAGCUUUUAAACUGACACCAGGGGGAAAAGUCAACAGGAACUUAGGAUCAUCUGGUUUCAAAUUAAUCAUUCCUAAGAGAUGAACAUGGGGCGUGGGUGGCGCUGUGGUUUAAACCACUGUGCCUCUUGAACUUGCCGAUUGGAAGGUUGGCAGUUCGAGGUCCUGCUAUGGGGUGAGCUCUUGUUGUUCGGUCCCAGCUCUUGCCAACCUAGCAGUUCAAAAGCACGCAGUGCAAGUAGAUAAGUAGAGCAGCGUUUCCGUGUGCUGCUCUGGCUUCACCAGAAGCAGCUUAGUCAUGCUGGCCACAUGACCUGGAAAAACUGUCUGCGGAAAUGGACAAACGCCAGCUCCCUUGGCCUGUAAAGUGAGAUGAGCACCACAACCCCAGAGUCGUUAGCGACUGGACUUAACUGUCAGGGGCCCCUUUAUCUUUACCUUUAAGGGAUGAACGUAUUUAUGACUGUCCACAUGAUGGUGAGGCAGAACUAGGCAAUAUAAGUGCAGGGGAACAAGAUAGCCAUUCCAAGAAGCCAUUCCAAGAGGCCAAAGCACCCUAGAGCAAAAUGCAGGGACAUCUUGUAUAGUUAGGUCCAGUCGUGACUGACUCUGGGGUUGCGGCGCUUAUCUCGCUUUAUUGGCCGAGGGAGCUGGCGUACAGCUUCCGGGUCAUGUGGCCAGCAUGACUAAGCUGCUUCUGGCGAACCAGAGCAGCGCACGGAAACGCUGUUUACCUUCCCGCCGGAACGGUACCUAUUUAUCUACUUGCACUUCGGCGUGCUUUCAAACUGCUAGUUUGGCAGGAGCAGGGACUGAGCAACGGGAGCUCACCCCGUCACGGGGAUUCGAACCGCCGACCUUCUGAUCGGCAAGUCCUAGGCUCUGUGGUUUAACCCACAGUGCCACCCGCAUAUUGUCAAGAUAGCUGCUAACUAAUUCCACAGCUCCUGAGUUCCUGCAGGCUUUUCCAAUUCUGAGGCACCUGGAGGAGCCAUCAGGGUGUAGCAACAGGAACAACAGGGAGCAGGAAAUAUAAACACCAUAAUAAUCAGUGACAUUGAGAUCCCAGGGACAUUGGGAGUGAGUGCUGCUGUUCGGAUUUACAGGUCCCAAAGCAUAUGUGAAGAAAGAAUUUAUUUAGACCUAUGGUCUCCAGACUGGAAACCGAUCCUAAUCCCUGGUACAGGGAAAUGUUUAAAGGGCAUUUGUCACUCAUGUAUAAUUAAUGUAUUGUCGCAGUGCCAUGCCUGGGUAUAAAUAUAAAUCAGGCAGCUAGGAAGAUAAGGAGCUUAAAGGGGACUAAAAGGACACCAACCAGUUCCCCAAUUCCCUGCACCCACCCAUUCAAAUAGGGGAUGCUGGCUGUGCCACAAGUUAGUCCUGGAGUCAGAGAAAUGAUGCUGUGACCUUCAUGUCCUGCUUGUGGGUUUCCUUGAAGAAUCUGUCUAGCCAUGGUUGGAAACAGGGUACUGGGCUGGAUGGUCUGCUCCAGCAGCGCUCUUACAUUCUCAUAUCUGCAUGUUUUCACAUUUGCCUAUCAUAUCCUUUUUAAUCCUCUAUUUUAGGUUUUAAACUCUUAAGGAGAAGGGUCUUGUUUCUCCUUUCAUAGCUGUAACACAGCUGUAGGUGCUCUAUAAAUUCUAGUAAAUUUCUUAUGCACAGGACCAAAAGCAGAACCUUCUCUUUAAAACCUUGUGACAUAAACAAAUGCUGCAAAAAGCAUUUGCUUUUCGGCAGAUGUAUGUAUCAUAAAACUAUGAACUUUAGAAGGAUGUUGGAUAGAAACUAAGAGGUUUUAGCUGUAAUGCUUUAAGAGACAUGGAAAAAAAGGUUAACAAUUGGGUAAAAGAUUAAUGGUAAGGAUUUGCUGAACCAACAAAUUGAAUUGGAAUACAAAGAAGGGAGGUAUGAGGAGGUCCGGGAAAUAAGAGUAAGGAAGAUAGGCUAUGGAACAUUAUUGUGUUUUUAACUGUUUUAUUUUGUAUGUUUUUUUUUCUUAUUUUUUACUGUUUUUGUUAUAUCUUAAAACUUUAUACUUUUUCUUUAUUCUGUACUUUCAUGUAUCUUUAAUAAAUAUCAUUUAUAAAAAAAAUAAAAAAAUAAUAAAAAAAUAAAACUAUGAUGCCAAUGUAAUAGGAAGGGUAACUAUGGUUUUGAUGGUUCAGUGUAAAAACACAGCUUUCAGCUUGGGAGAAACAUUAAUAUUCCUUUGUGUUUCUUACUCUUAGAUUUUGCACUUGGUUGUAAUAGUUGGGAAACUACUGAAAGGCUGAAAGGAUAUUUUGUAAAUUUAUGUUGACACACUCAGUCCUACACUGAUAUGCCAUAAUUUCCCAUUAUCAUCUGAAAACUCCAGGACUUUCUGUGUAUUAUAUCUUAGGAUAGAUAUUGGGAGCUAGACCAUUGUGUCUGAAGUUUGUUUUUUAGACAGCAAAGUAGGGGCUUAGUUAGAGGUUUAUAAUAUUAUCUGUGCUGUGGAGAAAGCGGACAUUGGUUAUGAUAGUCAAAUGGAACAUUCAGGUUCCAGUGCCUCUGAAUUUCAGUUUCUGGUGUGUGCAUGUGUGUGGGACAGACAAUGGCAAUCCUUUGUUGCCCUUCAUUGAUAUAAAAGUAUUUUUAUUCAGUUUUUAAUGCAUGAUUGUUAAUAACUGAAGCACAAAAGGUACAAUAAAUUAUAAAUCAAGAUGAAGUGCUUGAGUAUUCAAAUGCAGAGUAUUCAAACCUAUGUUCAAAUGAGAAAUACAGGUAUUAAAGAAAGAUGGGGGAUUAAAACAUGCAUUAGCAUUGAAUGCCAAGUAAGAAUAUUUUUCUACAAUGAGGAAGAUGGGGCCAGGGGGAUAGAAGAGCCCAAGAAGCUUUUGAGUCCUGUUUGCAGGAUUCCCCAAACCCUCAGUCUGGACACUCUUGGAAUAGGAUGCUAGAGCUAGUGGCCCUUCCUUUGAUCCAAAAGGAUCAUUCUUAUAUCAGACAAACAAGCUAGUCUUCAUUGCAUUGAGUAUAAAUGGAAAAAUAAAAAGAGCAGUGACAACAGUGAGUUGUUCACGAGUAAAUUCAUUAGUGAGGGGUCUGUUGUUUACAAGCUGGAUACAUUCACGUUGUUGUUUGUGUUGGCUGCAGCUGUAUCUGACUGCUAUAUGACAAGCCUGAAGGAGUUCACAAAAUGUUCCAAAUGGCAGCCAGAAAUCAGUCAUUACUCCACUUCUUAAAGUGCCAGGCUCAACAGCUUCAGUUCCUUCUCUCUUAACCUUGAUCAGUAAUUUGAAGCAAAGAUCAAUCACAGCAACAAUUCAGUUUUUUGUGCCUCCUUCGUUAUGUAGGCUUCUUUAGGGCACAGCAAAUUAAAUGUAUUAAUAUUUGGGACUUUGUCUCUGGUUCAUCUGUUUUGGUCUGGGGGACUGUAAUCUACAUGACUGGAAAUGUAGCUCAAGGAUGAGUUGGUGAAUAUUUUAGUAUCUUUGCAGAAAGAAACUGAAGCAAAGUAGUCUCCAGAACUUGACUUGGAUAAUCCACUACUUCGAUAGGAGGGCUGUCUGAGGGGAAUUUCCUUAUUUUAUUCUAGCCUUCAGUGUUCCUCUCCUCAUCUUUUUUCUAGGUGGUUGUAAUUAGUUUUUUGCCUGUGUGUGAGGGUGUUUGUACUUGUUUGUCUCUCUUCGUCCCGAUUGUGGAUGAGGAGGUAGUGGUGGUGUUGCGGCGUUUGCAGUUGGGCUUUUGGGAUUCUGGUGGAGUUCAUUUUAGAGUGAUUGGGCCAGGAGCCUGGCACUUCCUGUGUCUCCUCAGAGAGCAGGAAUGUUGUUUCUCUUUCUCUUUCAGAGCUUGGGGGGGGGGGCAGUUUCCCUCAACUAACAGCCCCAGCAGCUCCUUGGAGUCACAUUUCCCUGCCCUCCUUGUCCAAGCAGGAUUGUGAUCUUGUGGCUCCCUCUUUUUCUCUGACCAUCUGUGGCAGCAUGCUUUCUGCCAGGGAUAGGAGCCACGUCUGGCGCGCUGCAGACAGUUGGCGGUUUCCCACAUUUUUCACUACGUACGCUGGACAACUGUGCUUUUGAGGGAUGGCAUCUCCUCUAGUGGCUGUUCAAAGCACUUGGGACCAUUUUGUACAUUUUGCAAAUCCAGGUUUGCUUCCGAGGAUACACUCUAUAGGGAGUUGUAGCUAAUCGCUGCUUAAGGAGCUUCCUUCUAUGAACUGCAUGCUUACAAUGUAUUAGGCGUAGUCGCACUCAUCAUUCUUGGGGGUCCAUCUCCCCAAAUAUAGGGCUAUAUCCCCUUGAGCUUAUGAUGCAAUGGAAAGCUCUCUUCGUCCAACCCCAGAAGUCUCCCAAAGAGCCUCUUGCAAAGAGCUGUGGACUCUCAGGAAAGGCCUGGAAUAAAUACCAGAAGAAACUGGAGAAGGGAAUUGGGUAGAGGGAGGCUUGCAUGAGUGAAGCUUGGCCUGUUCCCCCACCCCAAAUUCCCCACUUCUACUCUAGCCUCUGGAAAAUCCCCCAACCUUCAGGAAUGUUUUUUUUUGGGGGGGGCGGUCAGGAGGGCUGUGUGGAGAGGAGGAACAAGGAGUUCCCCUUGUGUGAGCAUCUUUUGGUCACACACUUGAUUGGAUAAAGGCUACUCUUGCUUUUCAUCAUGUUCAUCCUAUUUUGAAAAAUAAAAUCACACCAUCUUUGAAAUAGCCCUAAGGGCUUUCCUGCUCCUUAUGUGGCAGUUGCAUUCACUGUCCCUGCUUAAAGUGUAGAGCUGUUUUUCAGAUUCCUGAGUAGCAUUGAAGGUGAGCAACACUUUGUUUAGAAAUCUAAUUCACCUUUUUGGUCCCCCUUCCCCAAAUGAGAGCUAAGUAAUGCUUCAAAAUCCAGUGCUCACCAUAAAAUAAAAUGAUGACUCAAAAGUUUCUCAGUGCUGUGUUCUUAUUUGAGUUCACUGCUUAUUUAUUUAAACAGUAUCGAACUGUUCAUAAAAGACAUGUGUAAAUAUAAUCAGCUUUCAAAAAGCUUUUAUGUUUUGCAGAAUGUUAUUUGUUUGUUGAGAGCUUCUCAGUGAGCUUUGGUCAGUGAUGUCUUUUCAGUGUUGGUCAUGAAUAUUCAAUAGAAUUUCUGCUGCAGACAAAAGAAGCACCCUUUUGUUUUCUUCUACUGCAAAACUUAGUCUUGCCUCUGGUAUAAUUGACUGAAGUGAAUACUUUAGCCCAGUACUAUAAAUACAGUAAUUAGAAAAUGCAGUGAUAGCUGAAGAAUACCUUUAAUAAAAUGUAUUUUUUAAAAUCAGAUAAUUUAAAAGUCCAUAAAUACAUUGGGUAGAAAAACCUAUAGAAGGUAGCAUUAUACAUAAGAGUAAUAUUAGCUCACUGGGGCACAAUAUAACUACAAUGAUUAAAGAUCAUUUUAAAAGGCAAAGAGACUCAGACUCUUACAAGUCUUAUUUAUUCAUUUUAUUUAAAUAUUUAUAAGCUGUCUUGCUGGGCCAAGUCCAGGUUUCUAUGGAAACCUGUGCUGUAUCAUUUUUAUUGAUAUUUAUGGUACUUUCCUACUAACUUAUGCAAUAAUAGAUGACUGGAAUUUUCAUUUUCUGCUAUGCAGGUAUGUAUGCUUACUAAACAGAUGUUUUUGAGGGACAGAUGUGGUUUUUAAUAUUCUGUUGGGAGCUGCCCAGAGUGGCUGGGGAAACCCAGCUGGAUGGAUGGGGUAUAAAUACUAAAUGCUAAAUAAUAAUAAUAAUUCAAGUAAUUUGCAUGGUUAUAUGCAGGCAACAAAACUGAAACAACAACUAUAUAGUUAGGAACUUUUAUUAUUUAGUCAGUUUAAGCAAGAUGUGUAUCUGAAUGGUUCUGGAAUCAGAAAUGAUCUUAGUCAAGAUUUGGCAUAUUGAAAAUGGUCUAAACUCCAUCUAGAUGGAUGGCCAUCAGACCCCUUUUGUUCAAGGGUAGAAGCAUGAGCUCUUCUCCUCUAGCAACAGUAACUAAGAGCUCAUUUGCAUCUUAUUGCAUCAAGCACCAAUGUGAUGCAAAGUGUGAAGAUGCACAUGUCCAAAUACACAGUGGACAGAGAAUUUCAGUCCAUGUAUCUUUGAUUGUUUGGGGCCCCAUGUCUUCCCUUCGUAUAACUGCUGUGUAAGUGCAGUGAACUCUAGUGUCCCUGCAGUGCCACAUAAAAUGUGGAUCCACCUACAUAAAAAUUAAUGGCCGUAUCAUAUAUUAGUAAUUGUAUGACUGGAGAAAACAAUUUCUAAAGUAUCUGUGCCAAUGCGGGAAUAUUUCAGAAUAAAGGAACAAACUAAAAGUGACAGGUGUCCCACCUCCUUUAUUCGAUAUCCUGCCUCUUGUAGGAUUCCUGCCCCCUCAAAGUGCUAUUUUGCCACCCUAAACAUUGUUUUUGGGGUGGGUUGUGAUCCAUUUGGAUUUUUGUCUUGUUGCCCAUGACCCCAUGGAUUGUGUUUCAAGUCAUCGUCCCCAUAUAACCCCAAAACCUUAGGAGCCUCAGUCACGCCCAACCAAUAAACACAAAGAACACAAAAGUGCAAUCAAUAUUUCUGUUUGAGAAAUAUUAUUGAUAAGUUCUAAUACUGGCUGUUGCUGAUACAAGAGGCAAGCAAGUCUGAUCUUAAAUGGUGUAAUCAGACCCACAAUGCAGCACUCCAAAAUAUCACAUUUGUGGGGAAUCCUAAACCUGUCCUAAAAGGAGGCAGGACUUCUAGUGAAAAUGGGGCAGGGCACAUCUCACAAGUCACUUUUCGUUUGACAAAUCGUGGUAGUAUUAUUCUUAUUCUUAUUAUUUUAUAUGCUGCCCUACACACGCAGGUCUCAGGGUGGUUCCCCUGGUCUUACAGCUAUAACUAUUUAACAUUUUCUUCACCUAAUGUGUACUGUAAUCUCCUUUUUCUGUAGUCCUACACUCACCAUGGCACAUAGGAAUCUCACUGGGAGCUGUAACGUCAACUGUGGCUGCAAAAUCCAUGAAUAUGAACCUGUGUGUGGGUCAGAUGGAAUCACAUAUUUCAACCCUUGUCUGGCUGGUUGCAUCAGCAGUGGAAAUCAUAGCACAGGGGUAAGGAUAUCCACAAGUACACAAACUGUACUUCUCAUGCCAUGCCAGAAAAACACUUAAGCAAGUAAGGUCAUUACCCCUUUCUUCCAUUUUCAAUGCUACCCAUCCCCAAACCACUCACUUACGAGACAGGCAUUAGCUCAGCGGCAGAGCACAUGCUUUUCUGGCAAAAAGUCCCAGAUUAAACCCCUGGUAUAUGCUGAAACCCCAAAGAGCCAUUGCUAGUUAGUGCAGACAUUACUAAUCUAGAUAGACCAAUGAUCUGACUUGACAUAAGGCAAGUUCCUAAAGAUACUGACAUAUAGCUUAACAGAAAAUGACAGUUGCUCCUCUACUGAAUGAGAUCCCCAGCCUUAAGCAUGGAAAAAUAUCUUAAGACUGAAAUAGGAGACCUUCUCCUUCAGAAGUAAUAUUCAGCUUACAAGUUUUGCAAAACCUUUUUGUGCUUUCACAGCCAAGGAGGGCUUCUGUUCUUCAAAUGAUCUAACCUCAGGCAUUCUUUAAUUCCAAUUGCUAUUAUAGUCUUUCUGCCUUAAGAGCCUGUUCUUCUAAAAGGAGAGGGUCUCCUUCCUUCCAUAACUAACUGAAGAUGUCUUAGUGCUCUUUUUAGAACACACAGAAAGUGUGGGUGUUUCCACUCAGGGAGGCAGUACAUUUGGAUUUUGCGAGCUAUACUGAUUAAACACCCACCAGACAAUCUUUUUCAGGGAAGCUGCUAGCCUGCCCCCAACUAGCCAAUCAGUAGCUGUAACUCAGUCUUCUCCAACCCUGGUUCCUCCUAGAUGUUACUGGGCUACAACCCCCAUCAUUCCCAGCUCACAUGGCCAAUGGCCAGGGAUGGUUGGAGUUGUAGUCCCAACAACAUCUGGGGGGAAGCAAGGUUGGAGAAGGUUGUUCUAGCUAAAUGGUUGUGUAAUCUGCUACUCCCCCAGAGUUGCUCAAUGCUAUAUCCUUGUUUGCCUAUCCUACUCGGUUGUCCAGCUCUACUCCUGGCCUGAUUUCCCGCUUGUGCUGCCCAGCUCUAAUAUUACAUAACUCUACUUCAUCCUAACCUCUCCUGCCAGACCCACCAUAGUGUGUUUAAAGAACUAACUUCUUUUGCCUUGAUUUCUGCACUGACUUCUCUUAGACUCUAAAGUCUUUAGCAUCUCAUUACUUCUAGCCCAGUAUUUCCCAAACUUUGCCCCUCAUGGAGCUCUUCAAAAAUGUUGAGGGUCGUGGAGGACCUACCACUCAAUGGUUUUUCUGCUUGUUGUGCCAAUUGUAAUGGGCUGUGCUGCAUGCUGCCUGCAUUUUUAUUGCUCCUUUUAAUUAUUGGAUUUUAUUUUAUUGCAUUACAAUUUGAAUUCCGUAUAAGCAAUAAGAGCUGUAAAAAUACAGUUAAAAAUCAAAAUGAAUAUUUAAUGCAGGCAUGCCACAGACCACACAAAUGAAGUUUGCUGAUCAUGUGUGGUCCACAGACCAGUUUGGGAACCUUGUUCUAGCCCACAAGGAACUGCAUGAUUAUAUAGGAUGGAACUCCAAUUUACCUCUGCAAGCACAUGUUCCAAACCUGCAUUUGUGUAGGUAACAGGUGUGUGCAGGUGUUGUUUUUUAGGAGAGAAUAGGAGGUGGAAGGGGGGAGUGCUUAAUCAUUUGCACUGAUUCUUUCCUAUAAAUACCUGGCCGUUUCCUUAGCGUUAUAAGACAACAUAAGAUCAAUAAGUCACUUUCACUUUCCCCCUAGCUAGCACAUUGUGCCAAUUCAAUGGAAGCAUAAAAUACAAACAAGAAACCUUAGCAUUUGAUGCUCCUUGUCUUUGAUGUUCCACAGAUAAGAAAUUAUACAGAAUGUGCCUGUGUCCAAAGCAGACAAGUUAUUACACCACCGACAGUUGGACAGCGCAGUCAGCUGAGAGUGGUGAUCGUCAAAACAUAUCUCAAUGAGAAUGGUUAUGCUGUGUCUGGGAAGUGUAAUCGAACCUGCAAUACACUCAUUCCAUUCCUCAUUUUUCUCUUCAUUGUUACGCUCAUCACAGCAUGUGCCCAGCCAUCAGCAAUCAUAGUAACACUCAGGUGAGAGGUGCCUGAAUUAUUACAGUUUUAUUAGAGGGAUAGUAUGCUGUUACAAGGUUCUGGGGGUCUGUGUCAUCUUCAACAGGAUAUGCCUUAUCCUCAUUUAUCUGAUAAUAGAUAUCGAGGUGACCCCUUUGAUAUAUUUUAGUUAUAUGCACCCAGUUCACAGAGGCACUUGAAGAUAAAGUGUGAGAGAGGGACACAGUAGGAGUGGGCCAUUGCAGAUGAAACCACUUAAUAAACAAUCUAGGAGGGGAUUCAGUCGGGAAGAUGUGGAUCCGCUGCUUUAUUUGACCUCAUUAGUUCAGAAUGUAUAUGGUGAACUCCUUUUAAAAAAAAUAAUUUUAAUGGGUUGAAGAAGUGGUGAAGAUGAUCUGUGAUCUUCUCAGCUGGCUCGACACAAUACUUCUAAGAUGACCUAGGUCCCAGAAGUAGCAUGGAAGCUACUUUUCUUUCUGGAUAAAUUCAGUCCAUUUAUUACAUUCAUCAAAUGAUACAAUUUAGUAGAAACAGAAUAAAAGUCAUAAAAGGAAUACAGAUAUCACAGAGGAAACCAAAGGGAGUCCUUUGCUGCCUUUGGCUUCCAAAUUCUUGUAUGCCCUGAGCUCUCCAAAGUAGGGUGGAGAAGCAAUUUAAUGGGGAUAGAAAACAAAGCCCGAUAAAAGAGUUGAUUCAAUUAGGAUGCAAAGCUUUUCAGUUUGCUUCUUCACUUAAAUUACUUUAUGUGAACCUUUGGAUUUGAGUCUAUUAACUGCCUUGUUUGCACUUAACUCUGUGAAUGCUUUUUUUGUAUACUAAUAAGUGGACUCACACUCUCAACUUCUUCUCAAUAAGGAUUUUUUAUUAUUAUUUAGAGAAAUUGAAGGUAUUACUAAAUAUGCCUUGCAGUUUAAGGCUUUAAAAUACCAUGUGUCUUUUUUAGGUCUGUGGAAGAUGGUGAGAGGCCUUUUGCACUUGGGAUGCAAUUUGUUUUAUUAAGAACCCUUGGUAAGUGUAGUCAUGUAGGGGUAACUUAUUGCUUCAGAUCAUAUUAUUUAGGAAAAUUAUUGCAAAAAUACGUAAUUGGAUGGAGUUAAAUUUGAGACACUAGUUUUGGCUUGGAACCCAGUUGAGUAAGUUGCUUUGCUACAUUUGAACCCACUUAUUGGUAAAUAUCACCCACAAGAUCUUUUGCCCCUUCUUAAACUUUAGGUAUGUGUAGUUGUUUGCAAAGUAUUUUGGCCUUCGCAAACCAAACCGGUUUUAUUAUGCAAUCGUAUAUUAACUGUUUUAAUCUGGGAGUCAAUUAAUCUUAAUCUUCCUGUUUAUUUCAGCAUACAUUCCCACUCCAAUUUAUUUUGGAGCUGUCAUUGACACAACCUGCAUGCUGUGGCAACAGGAGUGUGGUGUGCAAGGCUCAUGUUGGGAAUACGAUGUGACGUCGUUUCGUUUCGUCUACUUUGGUCUGGCUGCUGGCCUAAAAUGUGUUGGAUUCCUGUUCAUUUUCCUUGCCUGGUACUCCAUUAAAUACAAAGAAGAGAAGCUGCAAAGGCAGAUGUGGAGGGGCUCAUCUAUCAACACAGUGAGUGAGGUGGUGGGGAACACCGGAGCUCAGCAAAACUAUGCACGGACUAGAUCCUGCCCCACUUUUAGCUCUCAAGGCGAACAUACUGAAGAUGCUGGUCCGUCACUAGGGAUGCAUUACAUAGCGCAGACCUAUCCUGGCCCCCUUACAGAAGCAAUAAAUGCCCCAGAUGAAAAGGUCUCAGAAGUACCCACUCCUGAGAUAUAGAGCCCUUUGGUAACCUCAAAUUUGGUUUGUUGGUCAGUUUUUAAGUAUGGGGCCUUUGGAAACACCCGUGCCUUCUUUUUCUUAACCUGAUCUGCAACAGAUAACAAACCAACAAAGCUUAAUGCACAGAGCCAUGACCUAUCUGAGGGCUGGAAACCUCAAAACAACCCAGGUAGCUCUUUCUUCCCUUUUUGGGAAGGGAGUUUUAAAACAUGUUUGUAAGUAUUUCAGCUGUGUCUGUUAAAUCCCCAAGUUCCAGGCAAGUGUUAAAAAAGGCAGAACUCAAGAUUGACAGAAAUGAAUAUCCAAAGUUACAAAACAAAUAAGGUAAUGCAUCCACAACUCCUGGACUGGGGAGGAGUAAGUAUUUAUUUUGACUUCUGUUUCAAAGCACAACUAAAACCAGUCUCAGCUAUGCAACUUGGAUUGGAUAACUUUUUUGUUCUGUGUAUCUAUUUUCCCUCAAAAUUUCUCAAAUCAUCUGAAUUAGAAAAGAGGGCAUUUUUGUUAUAUUUUAAAUAAAGAGUACUUGAAACCAUAGAACAGUUAAAUACACUGGGUAUGGUCUGAAAUUCUAAGGCAUAAUAGUUUAAACCUGUUCAAUUCAUUUAAUUCUAGCAUGAUGAUGUAGUAUUUUUUAGUUUAGCGCAGAGAAUUAUAACCACCAGUAAUUUUAGUAUUAAACCGUAGUAAUAUUAAAGCGUUUUAAAUAUGUGCAUAAAGAGCAGCUCGGUAUUUGUAUAUUCUUGCAACAAGGAGAUAAUCUGCCACAGAUACUCUUAAUACUGCUUUCACCAAUUCCACACCCAAGCUAUCUUAGAAUGAAUAGACACACACAAAAAGGAUGACCUUUUGGGGUUGUGGCAAUUUGAGAAGAAUCUCACGUUAAUUAAAGCUGUUGGAAUUGCACAGUGGUUUGCUUAUUUUGUCAAAUGAACAGAUCGCCAUUCACAUAUCUCAUCAUGCACUGAGUGUCAAUCUGAGUAUGUGAUAGUGCAAUUAAAUGCCUGUUUUGCCAUGUGGCCUGCUGUAACGCGCACUGAAUUCUUUCCAAUUCCCCAAGGGUGAAUUGUUGGGCAAGUGAUGCUUGGCUGUAGGACAGCCAGAGCUGAUCUCCCGUUGCUGCAGUAUUAGAGGAUACAUGUGUACAUAGGUUCCAAGGUAUGGAGAAACAGAGAUUCAAAAGCUACAUAUAUAAUAGUUGAGUGAUUCUUCCAUCUUACAGUUGGGUGGUUUUUUGUGUGCCAACCAACCAGAGGUAGUCUAGAGUAGAGCACUGUCACUUGGACAAGAUGCUUAAUGCUUUCCCAUCUUUACUCAAAGAUUACACCCUUCAGCUUCUCUCAUGCUGUUCUCCCUCUUGUCUUUUCCCGAUAGGUGGGACAAUAGCUUGGAAGGGCAGUGGAUUUCUGAGUGGGCAUAUAGCAAGAAGGAAGAGUUAAGCAGCUGUGCCUGCUCUUCCUCCAUUUAACUUGGUUAUUUUUUUACUUUAUAUAUUUUUAAACUGUUGAUGGAAAAAAAUCACACAGCUAAGUGUUGUAUAUAGUUUGAUCCAAAGUUCCAGGUUUUCUUGUUUUGUUCGAUUUAAAUUUAUCAAAUUUCUUUCGUUAUGCAUUCGUUUUUGUGGGGCUGUAAUUCCCAGAUAGUCUAUGUAGUAUAUUCCCAGUGAGAUGAAAAAGGCUUCUGAGUGUUCACUGAGAUUGUUGUUUAUGUCUUGGAAGUACUACAAGACUGUGCUGUGUAUUGUAUCAAGGUAUUUGAAGUCAUGAAGGAUUGCUGUUGUGAUGGUUUUCCUUCUUGCAGUUAAAGAGCUGUACAGGGAAUUCUGUGCAUGCAGUGGGAUGUCGUAAUCCCACUUUGCGGAUGCAGUUGUCAGAGGUUCUAGGCAUUACGAAGAGGAAAGAUGAAUAGGACAAAUGUUUCAGGCCACAUUUCUAGCAGAAGAAAGCAGUAAGGGAAAUACUGUGAGAGAAAGUGAGAAGCAUGUGAGGUAAUGCGCAUAUAAAUGAUGCUAGUGGUUGCUAUGGCAGUGUGCAUAUGUAGUGUGGAUCUUCAAAACCCAGUUUGCGUUGAUGAACAUGUAACGUGGAAGCAUCGUUAGUGCUGGCAAUGGAUUAUCUGAGGCACUGUGGUUCUGAAAAGUUGAGGAGGCACUCAUGUUCAUGAAGCUGGCGCCUGAUUUUGUGGUUUGCAAGGAGCCAAGGUUGCAUAUGAACUAGCAGUAGCCCUGUAUUUCAAGGAAAUGUGUUGAAAAUGCAGGUUUCAAGUCAAAGGGUAAAUUGCCCUUCAGUCAGCAUUUUCCAAGUGGUGUGCAUGUCUGUGAAGAAUCAUGCUCAAGAGACCUUCACUGUCACUGUGAUUGUUGAAAGCGGUAGCAGGAGGUCUGGUCAUACAACUUAAUUGCUUAAUUGCUUCACAUUGCUGUUCUUUUAUUGGUCUUCUUUGAUGCCACCCCUUUCAGAUGUGGAAGAAGGGGGACAACUCUUUUAGGGGAGCAAUGUAAUACUUCAAUUACAUUGAACGCCCCCCAACAGUGUUUUAAGUUCUAAAUAUUUUGAUAACAUUGUAUAUAGUGUAAAUGGAAGUAGACAGCCAUAAAUAUUAAUGUAAAUACAUGUUUAUAGUUGUAGCAUUAAGCAUAUUUAUACAAACCUAAUAUUGCCUCAAAAUCUUCAAGUUCUUCUAUCUACAAUUAUCAGUGUUGGUUUUACACCCUUGAAAUCUGAAAUGUUAUCCAAAGUUGCCUCCAAUGUACUGCAUUAGUCUGAGCUUAUUUAUUUCAGAUCAUUGUGUCAUUUAUGUAUUUAUAGUGUGUGUUACUACUCUUGUAUCCUGCAAUACAUUGUCAUAAAACACAGGGUGUAAGGCCAGGACUUGUUCUAGGAGUGCUGUGACUGAACACUUCCAAAGCUCCCCACCCCCUUUUAGUAGAGAAAAUAAUGAAAGAUGCAACUGGAUUACCUUUUGAACUAGAUACAUACUGCCCUGGUGCUAAUGUGAUGAAGUAAUUCUUUCUCUGGCAUGAGAAUAUUUCAUACAAGUUUAAAUAGCUGCAUGUGCUUGCCUUCUGAAAUUCUCAUUGUUGUCUACAAAAGUGCACAUAAUUAUUGGUAGGUUGGGCACACACUUCUGCUCCACAUGUUGGUUGCUUGCCUGAAGUAGUACAAAAUUUAAACCAAUAUCUUUAGGUACUUUAGGCAUGAAGAAUGGACUGUUACUCAUUCUCUGUUGAUCUGAAAAUGUAACAUUCAGGAAAAGGAUAGUAAAGACACUGUGCUUCAGUUUUGCUAAACAGAUGUGAUAGGCAAGUUUUCAAGGUUUCUGUGGCAGACAUAAAACACAUAUAUUGGUCACUUGAUAUUCCUUCUAAAUAGCCCCCACAAUCAUUUGGUCAGGUUAAUACUGAAUGAACAUGGUGAUAGUGUCAGUGGAGACAGUCAAACUAUGCCUUUUGGCUUCUGAACUUUAUAACAGGUAGUACUCUGCUGCAGAACAGAGCAGUUAGCGAAGCUGUGCAGUAACCACAUAUGUUUGAGGCUUACUGGAAAUAUGUAGUAAUUCUACCUGAGAGGAAAAUUGCAGGGAUUAACUUAACUAGAAAUACUUCAAAAAUAUGCAAUUUUCAAUUGCUGUUAGCUUUUUAAAUACUUGGCUACUUCUCUCUCUUCCAGGCAAAAGGGACAUUGCCACUGGUUGUACUUGCAUGCAAUGGUGUGCUCCUCUCCUCCCCUUGUUUCAUUUUUAAAUUCUGCAAAGUUUCAUUAUAAGCUGACUACAAACCAUGGAUUAUGAUGCUUUAAACCCAAGAUUCCUGGCUUAAACUAAAUUGUAAUGCUAAAUCAAAACUCUUUAAAAAUGAAACAUGGGGAAGGGGCAAUAAGUUUCACUUGGACUCAUUGAGACCCAUUUCCGUAGUGCUAAACCGUGUUCCUGAAAAGAAAUAUAUGGUAUUAAUCAAGGGAGCAAGCUAGUUAAAAAGAUUAUAGCAUAAAUGGUUUUUUUUUAAUGUGUCCAACGGGAAAGUGUUUAGCUACCUGCCUGUGGUAACAAAAAUGCAAUUUGAUGGAUACAGUAGGUUUCUUUUUAGUGAAGAUUUUUACUAAGACGUCCAUGGAACAAAUAAUAUGUGCAAGUUCCUGUAAAAUAAACAUUAUGGGCAAAAUUUGUUGUAAACAUCUCUUUGCAAGUGAACCCCUUGGAUACUUCAACAUUUUGAAAUAAAAAUGGCUUCUCAGUGUGUUUUGUUGCUGUACA